CAUGCAACUCUCCGGACACAGGGGCGUGAUCGGGCAGAGGAGUCCCACUCGGGCUAGCUGACCCCGCGCUGCUGUCCCCUCCUCCACUGACAUGAUCCCCGGGACCGUUGUUGUAGUGCACAUAGAGCAAGAGGCCAAUAACAUUCAGGAUGUAAACAUGAAAGAAGACCAUGACCACGACGAAGUAAGCCCGGGAGCAGACAUUACUCCUCUGGAUCUGCAUCCGAUGGGGACGAAACGGAGGGUAGCGCGAUGGUAAAGGUAUAUCACUGAUGCCGUCAUGUUCCUCGUGCUCUAGUGAACUUUCAUCUUCCAUUGUGGCACCAAAUACUUGUAUGUAUAUGUGUAUUAUAGAUUUAUGUUUUUCACCUAACGUCCACCUAAAGACAUUAGCUAGCAGGCUGACGUUCACAAGCGUAGCUAACGUGAGCUAGCUACAGUGAAAACGGGAAACCAAACCUCUGUCUGUUUGGGAAAAAUGCGACACUAUCGUGUCUGCUGCGUUUUAUCGGUGUAAUAUCACAGCUCCGAGCAGAAAGGCUGGUGCUUCGGUUGCCGUUAAAAAAUAAAUAUGUCAUCAUUGACCAAGUUUCCUUAAUCCCGUGUUAGCUGAGUUGACUGAGCCCCUAACAACCUGCCUAACAACAAGAGGGGAAGGGCUGAUUUUCUUCUUCUUUGGACUAAUACGGCGGGCAACAUCUAGAUAAAUUGCACUACUGUCACCAGGCGGAGGAGAGAAGUAAAGAAAGAGAAGGAGGUAGCUUUUUCUUCUCUCUGUUUAUUGGCAGAUCGCAAAGUCAUGUUUUGGUGUAUACCGCCACCUACUGUCUUGGCAGACCAAUAAUAUCUAUCUAUCUAUCUAUCUAUCUAUCUAUCUAUCUAUCUAUCUAUCUAUCUAUCUAUCUAUCUAUCUAUCUAUCUAUCUAUCUAUCUAAAAAUGUGUAGACAUGAAAAAUAAAUCUAAAUUUACAUCUAAAUGCUAUAUUGAACAUAUAUUUUUAUAUUUAACAUUUAAAUUUAGAUUUAGAAUUUAUAUUUAAAUUCACAUUUGACAUUAGAUUUAGAUUUAUACUUAACAUUUAUAUUUGGAUUUAACAUUUAAAUUUAGAUUUAUUUUUCAUGUUUACACAUUUUUAACAAACAAAAAGAACAUGCUGCUUUACAUUAAUUUAGGUCUCAAAAAAAGGAAAACGAGCUCAAUGUGAGAAAAGUGAGCUAAAUCUUCACAAAAUGUCGCUUAUCAAACAGUGACUGAAUUUUUACAUUCGGCGCCCCAUAGUUAAACAAGUACUGCCUCAAAAGAGUGCUUUUAAAAUCUAAAAUAAAAAAACUCUGAUGCUCACAUUCAGUCACAACUAAAUUUUGUGAUAUGAUGAAAAUAGACUGAUUAAACUUGAAUACGUUUGUUUUUGUUUUAACACCAUCUAGUAGCUCUUAUUGCCACUUCACUCUCAACAGAAAUGAACUAGUUCUGUCUCUGCGACUGAAAGAUUCAAGUCAAGUCAAGGUUUAUUUAUAAAGCACCUUUAAAAGACAGCAGUCAAACAAAGUGCUGUACAUGGGAUAAAUGAAAGAAAUAAAUAAAUAGAUAGAUUGCAAUAAAAACUAAAGUUAAAAACAGUAGAAUAAAAUGCAGACAGUAAAAGAAUAAAGCUACAGUGCCUCUGAUUCCUGUGUGCUCAUUUAUUUAAAGCAAGGGAGAAAAGGUGGUUCUUUAAAGAUGAUUUAAAAGACCCUAAGGUCUGAGAGGCUCUAAUAUGGCCAGGUUAACUGUUCCAAAUUCAACCGCUGAAAAGGCUCCGUCACCUCUAGACUUGAGUCUGGUUUUCGGGAUGCUCAACAGUAACUGGCCAAAGGACCUUAAGGCUCUGGCUGGGGAAUGGUGAUACAAGAGCUCGGACAGGUAAGGAGGGCCAAUACCAUUGAGGGCUCUAAAAACUAUUAAAAGAGUUUUAAAAUCAAUCAAGCAGACUGGGAGCCAGUGAAGGGUCACUAAAAUAGGAGUUAUGUGGUUGCGCUUUUUCUUGCCAGAGAGGAGUCAAGCAGCAGCGUUUUGAAUGAGCUGAUGGCGGUUGAUGGACGACUUGUCCAAGCCUGCAUAUAUGGAGUUGCAGUAGUCUAUACAUGAAGUUAUAAAGGCAAAUUCAUCUGUUGUCAUGAGACUACAUUCUCAUGAACUAUUUCAAAUUAUAUCUGCAGUGGAUCAUUUUUGGCCCAAAAAACAGGAUGAAUGAAAACAGAUUGCUGUUCCUAGAGUCACCACACGGUGGAGGUAAAUAUUAAGAGCUGGACUCCCUAUUAACAGGGUUUGCUGUGUCAUCUGUGAUCUCUGACGUAACUUUAAGACCCAGGUGAUACCCGUGGAAAAGUAAGACUCUACUUUUACUUUUCUAUUUUGAAAGUGUAUUGCAAGGUGUUUGAGAUUUUAGUAGCAGGGCAGCACAAUGUACUGUGCAUAUGGGCUAUUUAAAGACUGUGUACCAAUUAAACGACUUAACAUGAUUUUUUAACCUUUCCUAUUAGUCGCACUAUGAAAUAUGAACCUAUAAACCACCAUAUGAUAAUGCUCAUCUUGUCUUGUGUUGAUGUCAGUGGGGCAGUGGUGGGAGCUACUGUUGGAUUUCCAUAUUUUCCCCCCUUUGCAUUAUUCAAAAGGCAUUUCUUUGAGGUGCAUAUUUAUACUGAAAAUCUUGGAUAAUGAGGGAUGAUUUCCCCCGUGACAUUGCCCUCCAAAUUAAUCCCCGACCCCCCCUUUUUUAACAGCGAAAAAAAGGUGAAGAGGAAGGUGAUGUUGGAGAGUCUGGCGCAAACACGCACAUUGACGGUCUCUCUAUGUAACGCACAGAUGCACUCACACACACCCCUUGCGGUGUUUUCCGGGAUCACGCCACUGCUUCCACUUGGGAUCCACACAGCAGCAGCGAUAUGGCUGAUCAUCACCGGACGGGACGGUGCUGUUGAUAAGCGAAAGUAAGGGGGAAUAAUGCGCGCUUACAGACUCCUUAUCCACUCACUCGGGCAAUGGGACACCUCCACGCUGAGAGUAACGCGGGGUUGAGCCAUACCUGACCGCGGGGAAAGGGAAAUCUGGUGCGUUUGAGGGCAAAGUAGUUGGAGGAACUUGUCGCAGUGGAUUGAGCCCAGCGUGCCGCCUGGAUUACCAUACACAAGUGGAACAAUAGUCUCCUGCAGCACAAACACUAGCAGGUCAGUAGUAGUGGUUUGUUUGUUUAGGUUCAGCCUCAUGUGUUACGCAUGUAGACAGUAAUGCUUUAAGAAUUACAAGCAACAUCCACGGGUGUCCUAUCACCUGACAUUGCAGGUGGACUUGUUUUUCAGCUCGUCAAAACAAAGGUAUUUCGAGAUUUCGACCGAAUUCCAUUGCGUCUGGAAUUCGCUGGUGAAUAAAAUCUCUGUAAAAAUCUGGGAGAAGUGAAGUGAAACCAGCAGAUGAAAACGCAGGUAAUGGACUAAACUGUGUAGUCAAAUUGGUUCAUGUAGUUUCCUGAUCUUGACAUGUUGAAGCCGCCGUCGUUAAAAAAAGGGGGAUACCCGCAGAGAUGACCCUUUGCAACAACACUGAGUUUGAGAGCUGUUUCAGGAGGCUGUGGAACUUUUCUUCGCCCUGCCCGACUCUCCUCCUCCCGGCUACUUCCGUCAGGAAAACACGGGGAGAGAGAGGGGCUGGCCGAAAACACAAAAGGCCCGAAAGGUAGAAAGAGGGAUCUUUCUGCCAGCAAGGCCCCGACGUGAACCUCCGCGUAUUUGGCUUUGGGGGUCCCGUGAUGUUAACCGGACGGCCGAUUGGUGCCAACUCCUCUGCGCUCUGCCCGCAGUCAUGUCUGAUUACACGGGUUCGGGACCGUCUCUCGCCCGCAGACGUGACAGUCCAGUCCUUCGGUCCUGCAGUGUAGCCUCGUGGGUUUUCAACGAUGGCAAGUCAUACAGGUUGAAGUCUGGAUGCCUGUAAAAAGAAAAAAAAAAGGCUCUGGACAUUAAAAUUCUUACCGUGUUGGGAGUAUCGUUGACCACUCAAUUAUUUAUAACCAUCUCAGUGUGGGAUUUUCAGAUUGGAGAUCAGGAGCAUCCAUCGAUGUUGUAAUGCAAGCAGAUUGGGAAAUAUCAUUCCCAACCAUGGUCGGUUAAUGACUCGUUUAUUGCUUUUUCAUAUCAAAACAAACCAUAAUGUCACCGUGCAGUAGUGCCAUAUUUCUUACGUUUUUUAUGUGCUGUCUAACCAGAACUUUGCUUCCUUUGGUGUUGUUGUUAUAAGGGCAAAGGAAGUUUUUACACAGUGUAAUGGUAUGAAACUAUUCACAGUGUGCUUAUUGCUUAUCUGUGUCCUCUGGUUUGAAUGUCACCUAGUGCACCACUCAAGUCUAAUGGUGGCAUCUUUAUACAUGAAAUAAUUUGUGAUCAGUGUAGCAGAAGGAAGAAUAAUGUACAACAAUGCAGUGCUUGCUGUUAUUCAGUGUUAUGUCUGUCUAAAAGUUAAGUAAUCAAAGCUUUUUAAAGCUCCUAUGAGGAGUUUUUUGACAUGUAUGAAGUAGGCUGAAAUUCAUGUUGAUGCCUUCUAAUGAUAUACAAGAGCAUUCAAGACCAUCAGCAAGAAGAUUGAAGAUUUUUAUAAUCUUAGUUUUGUUGUCUGAAACUGGUGUGAGAGGGUCAGGCCAAGCUGUGCAGCUGAAGAAACUGCCUUGUUUUUACAAUUUCCACUUAAAAUAUUCAUAUUGAUUGAUAGAUUUGACUUAAAAGUCAGUAAGAAGAGAUAUGUCGUAAAAAACUCACAAGUCAAGCAUUUAGCGGACAAGCUAAACAAAGACUACUAUGUUCACAGGGGCCACCAAAGUUGUCAGAAAUCAGAGGUCACUCACUCAUUUACAUGUGUUUUAAGUUAUGUCUAUUGUUUCCAAUGCUGUAUAUGUAUCGUAAGUGGAUUGUGAUGUUGCCUCACAUUACUGAGUUCUAGGUGAGAUAGUUUAAAUCAAUUUUGACCCUGUUAAACUAUAUACCCCUCAAAAUCAAAGCAGCUGUGUUCUCCUUCCUCAUUUUAGAUCUUGCUUUUGCUUUUUUCAGAUUUGCAUACUGCUUAUCUAGUAGCUUGUUUCUAUAAUUUCCUUUCUUAAUCUUACUCAGAAGAUUUAGGUUAAGUGACAGAAAAGAUGCAGGGAAAAGGCCCCUAGGCUUGUAUCAAGGGUAGACUUCAUUUUGAGUUAUCUUUUGGUUUAUGUGUGUCUGACUGUGUGGAUGUGUGUAGGUUUCUGUAGUUGGGCAGAUUUGUGCAUUACUCAUGCAUCCUCAGGCCGCUGCACCAAUUCGCGUUUGAAGUGCCACUGAGUGCCAAUUCCGCUAUGCCACAUUGUAUAUGUGAGUGCAUGCAUGCGUGUGAUUCAUGUGCCACAACUGCAGAGGAAUGCCUGUUUUGUUAGUGAUGAAAUAAAGACAUAGAGAAUAGCUGACACAAAAUCUGAUCCCAGCCUCGCAAGCUGUUAAAACCCCCUCCUCUGUUCUGACAGAGUAAUUUCUGAAUCAGAGGUCUUAUUUAUUUUAUAUAUUUAUUCGUAUUUUUGUCUGAUUGUGUGUCAAACCUGCAGCUAGCAAGUGGUAGUGUAAUGUGCUUACUCAGGUCGUCUGGUCCAUUCAUUUUUUUUUGCACAGGCAGUGGAAUCCCGGAGCAAGGCUGGCAAGGAUCACAUGCGGCGGUAGUUUAUUGCAUCCCAAACACUGGAGGGCUGAAAGUCAAUUUAAGAUACGACCAUGUGUGUUCCUGAAAGAGUAAUGUUGGAGGAGAACAGAUAGGAAGGUUUAAACUGUGAAUUUUUAGUGUUUAGCCUCUCUGUGUGUCUUUUCUUUUUUCACCUCAGAGACAGAAACUGCAGUUCCAGUGUAGGCUUGUAACCUAGCAACCCAAAUGAUCCAAACAUGAACACCUCACCUGCAUUCAAACACAUGUGCAUGCAUUUGGAAACUCAGGUGUGAUCUGAUGCUAACAGACAUACAUAGAUAACUUGGUACAAAGUCAAAGGAGAUCUUAUAUUUUCUAAUCAGUUGCUCCAUUAACCUUUGCUCAUUUAUGUUUGUUUUAUUGCUCAGCCUGAGCUAUACUGCUCAUUGAUUCAUCAACAAGGCAAUGGGGGUAGCGAGGGUACUUUUCAACCCUCGCUAAAACCAUAGAAGGGCUUUCUAGAGUGUUUGUAGGAGUGAAAGCGGCCUCCAUCAUCUGGAGUGUGUCCCUCUGUUCAGUGGGAGUUGUGUAUCAGGGUUGUUUGUGGUUUGCUGGGUGUAUGGUGAGUGUGGCUUACGCAUGCUGCCUGGAGCCACAUGUCCCGUCCCACUCCCUGCCUCGCCUCCGCCAAGCUCUUCACGCUGCCACGUCCAUCUGCACCACUCUGUAUCCAACACACAUUCAUAAUAACACUUCACUUUUCUUGACACUUUUCAAUUUUUAACACGGAGUCAGUAAAAUGCGAAGACAUGUUGUACAAUAGGCGUUCGCUGAAUGAAAACUAGUCAAAAUUAAAAUCACAGCAAUACGUCAAUAUCAUAGUUUAAAUAUGUGAUUAAAAAUCCACUUUAAAGCAGAAAUGUUUUGGGUUACACAUCAGCGAUAACUUGUUUGCAUGAUCAGUGGCUCUUCUAAAUCAGGACUUAUAAUCAGAAGACUUCUUUUCAUAGUUAAGCACAUAUAUUCUUGCUUUCUUAAAAUCCAGUCUCAGUGACCCACUACAGUCCAUUUGGCGAGGAUAAUGGAUGUAUAAAUUAAUUUUCCUAACUACCAUUAAACGGCAGAUGAAAAGGAAGUAAUGACUCUCCUGGUACAGUAGUAGGCAAUUUAAUCUGAAGCUUCAUGGACAAAGAGGAACUGAGUAUCUAACCUGGACUAUACCAUAAUUUCUAGAAAUAGACUGAAGAAUAUGUUGCCUGAUUAGUUGGGUCGAUUAAUAUUCAUUUUAUAAAACCAGCUUCAUAUUAGCACCUGCCUUCACCAGACUGAUAUUACCAUCAUCUCUUCUAAAUGACAAUAAACCUUAACCCAUUUAUCGUGUAUUAUAUCUAAAACAGUCUGUAGCGUAGGCCUGUAGAAUAAUGCCAUUCACUAUUCACAACAAUAUCAGCUGUUUUUUUUUAAAAUCUAUAGUAAAAACAGAUAACUUAAUUUUUCUAAAAUCCAUCUUAAAAUGGUAAUGUCUAAGGUAACCAUGUAUAUUAGAUUUUACAUGAUUGAACUUCCAUCAUUGCCAGACUUGAACAGAAAUGUGAUGAUGAUAUAAAUCUGGAGCAUCCAUAUAAAGAAUGUUACUAUAAAACCAUCGCUGAUGCUUAAUGAACUAUCAGAGAUCAUUUUAGGUCUGGAAAAACAGUGUGUACAAGUUUGCUGGAUAUGCUGGAUGGACCAACGCAAGAGUUGACUGAAACACUGAGAUGCAUCUUGAGUGAAAUCUCGCAGAACAAAUUUUUCCUGAUGCUGCAUUAUUUGCAGAUUGUAUCAUAUUUUUAUCGUUUGUUUACACUGCAAGUGAAACCAGACUUAGCAGAUGUAGACUAGCUUAGCUUUUCUUUUUGGGGCCACCAACUAACUCAACAGAUGGUGAUGGUUGUCAGAAGAAUGAAAGAUUUAGCAGUUUUUCCUAGCUACACCCAAAGUUUGUUACAUGUCAUAUUAAACUCCAAAAGGAAUUUUUUAGAAAAAGAAGAUGAGGGUAAAAAUCUGCAAAAGUCCUUCAGACUUUCAGACGUUCUUUGUUAUCUGUUACAAAAUGAAUGUCUUUGUCAUAGAGGUUGAUAACAAGAAAUACCACAUCAUCCUUGAUCAUAUUAGCAUAUAUACAGUGUUACCCUGCAGUUUAUCACUCUCUGAGCAGCUGGGUGAAGAGAUUCUCACUGCAUUACUGUUCAAUCUAACUGAACAGACAUUAGAUAAAGACUGUGAAAUUAAGCAUAAUUGUGUGUCUGUAUGUGUGUGCGGGCAUGCUCGGCUGUGAGCACAAGUGUGUGGCAAUGAUAACACUGGAUGUGUUUUAUCUGGGUAAUAAGAAGAAGUGUGUUACAUUAGCGCCUGUUCCCUCACAAUGUGAGUCACUUAUUUUUAAAAAUUCAUGGAUGACAGCGGUGAUGUCGCAUGAGGAGAACCCAAUCUCCUUGUCCAAGUGAGCGUCUACUCUGGCGAUGUCUGGAAAAAACAUGCAAAUGAUGGGGGAGGGAGAUUCGUUCCAUACUGAUAAUCCAUGGGUGAUGGAUGUUAUGAAAUGAGUGUGUGUUGCUCUCCCUGCCCCCUAUUGUCCCAUUUUAAACUUUUUUUCUAGUUUGGAGAAAUGCUCCAGGGUGAGGUUCAAACCCUAUCCAGCUGUGCUCAUGUAAAUCAGCAGAGGCAAUACUGUUCGCGAUGGAUACUUGCCGAAGCACAUCUUCUGGUGGAAAAAAAGCCAGUCUCUCUGCGCAAGGAUCGCUGGGUUUGAAUUCCCUCAGAGCACAGGCUGUCUCUAAUAGGCCUGAAAGACUGAGAGCCUGAAAGGAUGAAUGGCUUUUGUUGAAGCCUCCAAGGUUGGACACAAAGAGAAAGGCAGUGGGCGCCUUUCGCGCGUGUGUAUUUGUGUGUGUGUGCUUGUGCACGUCGGCUCCAGAGCCCCUCUGGGUUAGAUGUAAGUAGCAGGAAGUGGAAGCAAGACAGAAAUACUCUGCCAUAGCUGCAUCUACCUCUAGGCUAGUGAAGCAGAGCGUAAGGGAACAAGACAUACAUAGUGGCUUCAGUGCACAUAAAUACCCACAAUUUGAGCCACUACUGUAGAUACACACAUAAAAACAGACCCUAAAUGUCUGAACAAUGUGCAACUUUAAAAGCUCAUUGACAUUAAGAGUUACACGCAAAACUCCACACAGCACAUUAGCGGAUAUUAUCAUGAGCACUCUGCUGGAAAAACAACAUGUUCUUUAUUUGUACAUGUCCUUUUCACCCCCUUUAGUUUUUGGAGUGGACACUAAAUCAUGUUUUUAACCAACUAGCAUCUCUAUUUGAAGCCAGCUUUCUAUAAGAGGUGAGCCACAAUAACACCAGAUUAGAUUGGACUUAAGUGGAAUCAGCAGUAAUUCAGAACUUCAUCAUUUUUUGUUGACGCACAGCAGGUGAACACUUUGAAUAUGUCGACUUCAUUAUAGAUAAUUAAUGGAGAGACUCAUGUCAAUCACAACUCUCCAGGGAGAGUUCCUCUCAUCUCAAACCUCAGGGGAGCUGCACAGUCAGCCACUUUUUUUUUUUUGGAUUGUUUGUUCAGUUUUUUGUUUGUUGCCCUCUUUCUCUUUCUGUCUGUCUCUCUGGGUCUGCUCCCUCAUUCUGUAUGGUUUAUUCUGCAAUGUUUGCACUUGGGAUACAUGACAAUGAGAACACAUGCUGCAUGAGCAAACACAAUCACCGGGAGGCCAAAGAACUGUAGAAAAUACGGAGAGGCACUGCAGUAGUUUCACUGCACAAUGAGGUAACAAGAGCAGGAGGGAACCGUUUUUGCUAGCAAUGACAACAAGUGACUAUCAACAUGGCAGCCUUUAUUUUUUAUUUUUUUACCUCAAACAUCACUCACACAGUCGGAGCCUUAAAUGCCUUUAUAACUUGAUUGUAGUGUUCUUUGUUUUAGUCAAAUCUAACAUUAGAAAUUAAUCAGAUAAAUAUCAUUUGAAUGUUUGUAUGGACUGCAAUUGGAAGUAAAGAUGAAAAUCUGUGGAUUUUAUUCAAUAGGAAAUGCCCUAACAAACUUAACUUUGCAUUUAAAAUAAACACAAAUUGCUAAAGCUAAAGCUUUUGAGUAUAUAACUUGUUUAAUAUAAAGGAAAGGAAGAUUUUUUGAUAAUGUGUGAAGGCUGAGAUUUGUUGAGUGUUACUCUUUCCAGCUCCUUGGACAUGUAAAUAGGAUUUUACUUGGUGUUAAAAUAUUUACAUGGUGAAAGUAAACAAGUUUACUUAGCACUUACAAUUUCAUUUAGCCAUUGGUUUGACUCCCAGCCUUGACACACAGAUGCUUUCCAAUGCUAACGCCAUUCUCUUAUACCCAUAUUUUUUUGUCUAUCUUCCACCGCCCUAUCAACGAAGGUAAAAAUGAAAAUGUCACACAAGAAAAUGAUGACUUAGCCAACAUUUAUUCUAGGCUGGCUGCUUAAAAUACCUUCAAAAAAGGUUUUUAGGUGUUGUAUUUUACAUCUAACAUUUGAAGGGCUAAAUGAUUGAUUGCUCAUAACUGUUUAACUUCUGUUACACAACAGCUAAGCCAACAAUAGCUUUGAAAAGUGCAGUAUGAUUCACACAGGCUUCUUUUUUUAUGAAAACAACACAUUAAGAGCCGACUAACAGGAAAAUAUUUGGCGGAGGAGCUGCUGAAUGUUAACAGGAGCUUUUGUUAAUGGUGGCCAUUUUCUCAUCAAAUAUGAUGUCUUCACUUGAAUUGGGAUCAGGAAUUAUCGAGGGAUGCACCAAUCCGUUUUUUCACCUCCGAUACAGAUACAGAUAUCUACAGUUUAGUAUCGGCCAAUACCGAUCCAAUUCUGAUACAGAAAAGCUGCACUUAAUUACCUUUUGUUGUAACCUGAAGUUUUACCACUGCUCCUUGGAACGUUAACUGUGCAGGUUUUGCAAGUGGCCGUUGAGCUUGUAGCUCCAUUUUGAAAACAAUGUGGGCAUCUGCACAGCGUGUUUACUAAUGGAUGACACUCACGGCGCAUAGCAUAGAGUUAGAUUGAAUAGACCGGCCCCUAUGCAUAGGGCUCAUCAUCACAAUACCCGAUCUAGAAUUUUCUCCAGUAUCGGGACCGAUACCAAUGUCAAAUAUCGGAUUGGUGCAUCCCUCACAUUUUUUUCACCCUGAUAUUUUUUUCUUUUUUACCGCUAUCAACUCAACUUAACUCAUUUUAAUUGUUAAGCACUUUAAAACAACCACAGCUGAACAAUGUGUUGUACACAAAUAGACAUAACAACGACAUAAGAAAACAGUCAAAAAACAAUUAAAACAAUGGAUGAAAUAAAAGCAGAAUUAAAAAGUAAAAUAUAGUUUAAAUUUUUUUUAAAAACCAAUUUAAAAACAUAGAAACAAAUGACUAAAAAACAAACCAUAAAACACUAAAACAGGAGCCGAGUCUCAUGCAGGGUUAAAGCCAAUGAAUAAAAAUGGGCUAUGACUGUAUAAAAAAACUCGAUCUUCUAAAGUCAGAGAAAAAUGGCUGAUGUGUUGAUUGGGUGAAUAGCCUUUCUUAUUAUAAUAAUGACUGGGAUGCAGUUGCUGCUGAUGGAUGAUAUGAUAACGGUGUGGGUGGUUUGUCUCUCCCCUUCAGGCCGGUGGGCCCCAGUGGUACUGUUGAGAAGAUGGACAGGAUGAAGAUAAUCAAACGGAGGCUGUCCAUGUCCCUGCGUAGUGCCCGGCCUGUGGAUGACUCUCUGUCAGAGCUGGCAGAACAGAUGGCCUUGGAUGAGCCAUCUACUGCCAGGGACAAUGGUGAGACAUGUGAUCAAAUGCACCCACACACAGGUACACCCAAGCACAUUAGCACGUGUCUUAAGUGAGACACGAAGGCUGCACGAGGGGAACUACACGAUGAUAACUUUUGCAUACACUUUAACAUGUGAACCGUCUUCACACUGCUUUUACAUACAGUGUUUCAGUUCAGAGAGAGAGAGAGAGAGAGAGAGAGCUUUAAAAAGAUGCAAGACAGUGUGUUUCGCAUGUGCUCCAGCAGCUCAUGACUGCUCAUCUCUCAGGACAAGAAGAAGUACAAACUGACCUGGUGCUUUAAUUACAAAUGAUAGUGUAAGUGGCAGUGAGCCAAAUAGAGGUCAUAAUUGAUAACUACAGAGGAUACAAGAAGGUUAUGCAAAUUUAUAACAGCAAGUAUGUCACCUAUCUUCACUCUUUUGUGUCUUUCAAUUACACAGAUGAUUACUUGAUGAAAUAAUACAUGAAAUGAAAGCAUCUCAUUCAGAGUAUUUCCAGUAUCACUUGAGUUUUUCGGCCCUUUGGAGCCUUCUUACCCUUCAUCCACUUCACCUUAUCAUCUGCUUCAUCAUCAUCAUCAUCAUCACUCCUCUGUUCUCAACGCUUCAUUGACUCAUCAACAAGACUGAAAGGAAACAGAAUUUAAUUCACAAAACUAUGUUAGGCAUCCACAAACGUUCAAACCUGAUUGUAGCAGACGCUCGAGUGAUAGUAGGAGUGCAAAAAGCAACGUCAUUCUCAGAAACGCUGGGUGCCAUCUGCUGGACAUCUUCCAAGAUUGCAUCUCUCCUUUUGGAAAAAACACAGCCAUCAGUGUGUGUUUGUGUGUGUGUGUGUGUUUGCCUCUUAUUCUGGUUUGAAAUAAAAUCAGAUCCAGGGAGAAGAGGGUUGCUGUAUGUUAAAUCAAAGCUAUACUUCAAUUUGGAUGCAAUGGUGGUUAUCGUUUCUAUCCAUGCCAAUUUCUGUGCCUCUUUUUUGUUACCAUGGUCAUCUCUCCUUUCUACUUUCGAUAAGUCUUUAAUAGCUAAAGCUCUGACAUUUCAUUUCCAGAGAAUUCAAGGAGGUAGGAAGAUAAAAGAGGGGAUGGGUAUGGAGGAAGUGAUGUAGAGGAUGAAGAGAGGGACAUUAAACUUUAACCGCUGCUCUACAUCUUGAGCUGAGCAUCUCUUCUCGUCCUUGUCUUUACUGUAACAGCUUUUACACCCCUCCCCAUCUGCGUAGAUACCAUAUAGUCAGAAUGUGCUAAAGAGCUGUGAGAAAAUACUCCUCACAUUUGUCAAGGUUCCAGUUAGAAGCCGUUUCACACUUAUCACAAAUCAGUUGUUCCGUUUUGUCUCCAGAGGGCUUGUGGUACAGGAGUUUUAUCCUGUGAGGCUUUCAGAGGAUCGUUUAUCCUCAUCAGUGUUGAGCGUGGUGGAAUUCACAGCGCAAUGUGGGAGAAAUUGAGGAUUAUUUAAAAGAUAAAAGAUGUGACAAGUGGGAAUCCGCCCACACUCUCCAUAAAGGAUUCAUUAAUACUAAUGAAUGUUAAAGGAGGGUGGUGAUUUACACGUGCUGACAGGGUGUUCAACACAUUCGAGAGACCUUGGCGAGGGUAUCUUUGCUUUAUCCAUGAGCUGAAAUCUGGCCUUGAGACUUUGGUAGUUUGCUCGAUCAUUUUCCUGUUAGUAUUCCUCCAGCAUGUUUCUAUUUUCAAAUCUAGUUUCUUCAAAAUCAUUCUUCAUCCAUCCAUUACUCAACACGACUUCCUCUCUGCCUGCCUGGAGCUUCACUGAAUCCUCUCGCUGUCUCUAAUAACUGUUUCCUCCACUAGCAAGCCCAGCAGCUGUAUACACUCCCACCUUUUAUCUUCUACUUCAUAUUGACCUGUUUCUACAUGUUCUGCCACCUCUCUGUGUCUGGUCUCUGUGUGACCUUGUGUUGUCUCCCUCUCUCUCUUUUUUCCCCCUUUCCCUUCUACAUUUUCUGUUAUCUGCCUAUUUCAAUAUUGUUGCUUUCUCCCCCCUCUCCCCUCUUAUCUUUCCCUCCUUUUUUUCUGGCUUUGACCUACUCCUCUUUUAUUUGUGUUUAUUUGUGCUUUUCUUCUCGGCUUCCCUCUCUCCUCCCUCCUUUUUCCUACCUCCCCCUUGCUCUCCUUGCGUCUACAUCGUGCAUCUCAGAGCCCAUGGUGGUGUGCGCCCUGCACCCUCCCGCCUCACACAGUGCUCCCUCCUUCCUGCGUCAAUAUGCCGGUCAUCUGGGCCGCACCGCCCUACGCAGAGAGCCAGGUGGGGGGCUGGAAAGAGACAGAGCCUACCUGAGCCUGCACAGGACUGGAUCUCUGGGUACAAACACACACACAUUACAGCUAAGCAUUUACACACCUUAAAGAUCGAGGGGCAGAAGCUUAACAAUGUGCUGAAUUAGUGUAAUCCUAAAUUUCUGAAUAAUCACUUUGAGAAGUGAAAGCAAAGCCUGGAGGAGGUUUUAGCUCAGAAUGAGUUAGAGGAUCAUUUCUCAAACAAGUCUGAGUUGGAAAGUACUUUUAAAAUUUGAUAGUUUUAGUUGUUUCUGCUGUACUAAAGUAUUCUGCUGUAGGUCUCUAUUCUAUUAUCUGUUCAUAGGAUCUUUGACUCAGGUUAGAAAUUAGCUUUUAAAGAGGAGGCAGUAAAAAUGAUAAAAUAUAUCUACAUAAGAUUGCAAAAGCCAAUCCUUCUAAUCCUUAUAUCCUUUUUUUCUACAAGCCCUUUUGUACUAUUUUUUAAGUAUACUGUUAGGAGUACAAAACAGUAUCUUAUCGUUCACCUUUCUUGCAAAUACGCUUCCUAAAAUUAGUUUUCGAUAUAAACAUCCCAACAAGCUGUCCCCUUUGUCCUCCAUCCACUUCUAUCUUAGCUUCUACUUGUUGCAACAUUUUCUGCUUCUGUUCACUUCUUUGUCUGUGUAUGAGCAAUGCAGUUUCUAUAACCUCUCUGUGUUGUGCUCUACAUGCAUGUAGGGAAUAACAUUAUAUUUAGCUGUGCAGUUUUUAUAAUGCUGACAAUUCUACCUUUAGCAGUCUUGAGCAAUGCUGCCAUCUCUGGGUGGAUGACUAACCCACACAAUCACACACUGAUGUGUGUGUGUGUGUGUGUGUGUGUGUGUGUGUGUGUGUGUGUGCUGUUUUGUGCGUGCAUGCAUUUCAGUGGGUCCUCAGCUAGUUUAAAACCGUAUUUACUGACAUGACUUGGCCGACCUCCCAACAGCUACUACCAAUCUGGGGGCUAAAACUCUAAUGACCUUAAUCCAAACAAACACAAGCACACACACACACACAUUCAUGCACAUGACCCACAUGCUCAUGAAAUCACUUUAUACCCCUCUGUCUGUCUGAAUUAUGUAACUGAACGUGUGGUCUGUGGAUAUAUGGAUCCCAGUAAUCUCAUUUCCCGGUGUGACAGGACGACUUACAUCAGGAGCGGUGUGAUGGAGGGACAGAGAGGUAAAGGAAGCGGAGGAUUGAGGGGGUGUAAAAUGUGAGAUGAGUUUAAGAAUGAAAUGGAGCUCAAAAUUGGUACAAGGUUGAUUACCUUGGAAUAAGGGAUAAAGAGUGCAAAGUGAAAUGUAUAGAUGGAAGAAAGGAAAGGCGUGACAGACAGAGUGAUAGGCGGGCGUUAGGUUCACAUUAGCUCCUUCAGGAGUCAUAUAAGCUUUGUGCUUUGCAUCCCCAGAGUCCUGGGCAGAGCGUACUGCAGAAAAACCACAAUGAAACUCCAUUUAGCAUCUGCUGAACUUGGAACAGAGCUGGGCUUUAUCAUGAGCUUUGGGCACACGGUGAUCCUGCUAGCUGGGGAUCCAGGAACCAUGAAACAUUGAAAGACUCUGUAAAGACAAAAGAAAAGCGGCUUGAUGUUUUAUGCUUACAAAACUUAUUUUAAACUUCAAGAAACUCUGGAUUUUGUUCUGUCAAAGUUACUCGUCAAAUUGAUGCGUUAGACUUAAAGCUUCUGUGAGGGAUUUUUAGCCGUCUAUGAAACAUAAUAAAAUCAAAACUGUGUGACAAACAGAAAAAGCAAAAAGAAGGAUAAGUUCCUUGAAGUAAUUUUUAAAGGGAUAUUUCAGCAUAAAAUUAAGUUAGGGUCAAACACACUGUAACACCGAGUUAGACACCCCAUCAAGAGAUGAAUUUUGCUGACUGCUUGCUUGUCUAGUUAUAGAUAGCAAUACAGAGAGCCACACGCUCAAACAAAAAGCCACUUUAUAGCUACAAAUAACGCUCAGAACAGCACCUAACUUCAUCAACGGUACACAUAGGGUCCCAGCCAUAGUACUAGCCCACACAACUCACCCUCUCUCUUCCAGCAGCGCUUGUUUGUACAGAGACCUCCGUGUGAGUCCAUUGACUGCAGUGAGGGGGACGCAGCUCAAGGAAGAACAUUUAUGAUCAUUUCCUCAUGGAAAUACAAUCAGACCAAGAUGCUUAGGCAGAACUACUGUGUCUGCAGUGCAAAAUGAUUAAUAUGGUGAUUAUUACUUCAAGGAAAUGAUAAAAAAAUGAUCAUAAAUGUUCUUCCUUGAGCUGCAUCCCCCCGCUGCAGUUGAUGGACUCGCCCAGAGGUCUCCGUACAAACAAGCGGCUGCUGGAAGAGAGUCGAUGAGUUGUGUUUAGUCUUUUUGCUAAAGAAAUGAGGCAAAGCUAGAAAGAUGUUUGGUGGCUAGUGCUGUGGGACCCAAUAUGUACCGUUGAUGGUGCUGUUUGAGCAUUAUUUGUGGCUCUAGAGUGGCGUAACUCGGUGUUACGGUGUGUUUGACCCAAAUUUAAUUUGACGCCGGAAUAUCCCUUUAAUACUUUAUAUCUGCUAAGAAAGUUGUGCUACUCCAGAGAAAACUACAUUUUCCACAGCAAAAAUUUUCACAAAGUGGCAUGAGGAAGUUUACGAUGCUGAAAACACCCCUGGACGAAUAAAAAGCAAACACUUCUCUCAUUUUAAAUGUAAAAGUAAAAGCAGCAGGAAAAAUUCUGGAAAUACGGUUCGAUAAAAGUCAUUUUUGAAAACAGUAGGCCUGGCAGUUAUUUAAUCCACAGCUGCCCUUGAGAACAGCAAAGCCCAAAAAAGGACAUUACUUGACUGAGACGCUAAAGGAGAAGCCAUUCUAUUAUUAAAAUCAUGAUAAGGUGUAGUUUAAAAUGUUAAGAGGUACGCUGUGUGCUUGUGUGUGUGUAUGUGAGUGUGUGUGUUUCUCACUGGUCCUUCUCGCUGACUCACUGUGUGCCACUCAGCAGUCGAAGCACGUCGCAGUCUUUAAUAGAGCCACAUGAUGAUGCAAUCUCUCUUUCCUGCUGCACUAAAAGAGACUGUCCACCCUUUCAAACUUGCUCUCUCCAUCUGAAGGAGGUUUCAAUAAAAUAUCAGUCUCAUCUGUAUAAGUGGGCUUUACUGUGUGGUUAGAUGUGUACGUUAGAGAUGUUUGGCCCGAAGCCCGUCACCGGAGAGCUUUUACAGGUUUGUGGUCCAUCUGUUGCUAACAGGGCCAACACCCACUCCCUGCACACUGUACUUACAGCAAGGCGAAAAAAAAAAAAAAAACCUUUUCACCACUACCUCAUCUAUUUCUCCCAGUGAAGAUCUGUGGUUGCUGUAGAGGAUUACUCGGCCCUGCUGUCUCUUUUACAGAGAGAAAGGAGUCGGCUGAAAGCUUCGCACUUUUCUCUGGCUGCUAUUUCUGACGCUGCCACAGAUGUCUCUCCUCUCAUUCCUUCCUCUCCUUUUCGUCCGUUUCUCCUCCACAUACAUCAUAACGCUAUAUUUAACCUCUAGAUAAAACCAGAAUGGGGCAAAGAUAAAAGAGUGAAAGCUUUCAGACCACCUUUAUCUCCCCUCCCUGUGUGCUGCCCUUAUCUGUGCUAGGGAUUUAAUGUUGAUGCAUUAACAGCAUUAAUCACUAUAGCCCCUCUCCCUUACUCCCUACACUCCCUCGACCGUCCAUCUACUCAAGCAAGCCCUCUCUGCUCACUCCCAGAUUGAAUUUUACAAGAACAAUGGAGCCUACUCCUUUUAUCUGGUAGCAGGCUCUUUGUGUUCAUUAGUGUGGCUUGCUGUAACAUUAGCUUUUGCUUGGGGCAAACAUGUUGCUGAAGAAUGCUGGUUUCUUUCAAAGCUUCCGUGUAUAGAGGGAGGCUAUAAAGAAAGGAGGCGGGGAGUUAGGCGUUGGGGACCAGCAUGCACAGAGCCAAGUCGCUUACAGUAGGCUCUCAUGGUCCCGGUAAUUGAAUAAUGAGAUUCCUCAGAUGCAGAUAAAAGGUUUAGAGGUAAUUACCACUGUCUGAAUCCCCCCUUCCCCCCAAAUAGCUCUUUAUGCAUGUAUAUCCCUCCAAGAUAUGCACUUUGAUUUUAAUUGUUUCACCAGACUGAUGGCAAACUAAGGUAUUCAAGGUUAAACAAUAUAUUCAAUAUGAAGCUCUAAUCUGUGUUUUCAAAUAAUACAGUACAUACAGUAAAAGUGAAGAUCUGCAUGAAAAAGAAAAACAGAAUCACAAAAAAUGAAAAGACAAUGACAGUGGAGGGCAGUGAGCUUUUGUCCUUGACGAAGCUCAAGGUUACAGUAUGCUUCAUCAAUAAAAGUCUGUCGAUAUACUGAAAACCGCCUUUACUCUUUGCACGUCUUAAGUUUUCAGUGCAGAGUACCGGGCCUCAAAGAAAACAGUCUGUGCAUGCUAUGUUGAGCAGUGAAACCGAAUGCUUCACUCCUAUAGCUAUCCCAAACAUUUAUUUUAUACACCUUCCACUCCUCGGUAGAUUAUCUAUAUGUUUUCAUUCAGUGUAAAGUCUGCAAGAGAGUCAACAUAUUUACUCAUGAAAGCCAGUCAGACCAUUACACCAUGGCUUUGACCGUAUAUAGCUGUGUUUGUGUAAAUGGUCUUAUAAUUAAGCGCCACAUUAUUGACAUGUGGGGUGUGAGAGCUUUUCUGCAUGAGUGUGUUUUGUUGGUUAAGGCCUACAACAGACACCAGAGAUUAUUGACAUGAAGGGAGAGGUGACAGCUUUAACUCGCAGCUGUCAAACACUUGGAACGGUUUAUUUUCAAAGUGUAAAUCCUUCAGAGUAUUGUAAGGAAAGAUGGCAUUUAAUGCCUUAUCUUGGAGACAUUUCGAAUGCAGCUGCCAUUCAAUACUGUCAUGCUCUGAACACUCUUUUUUUUAUGCUUCCUUUCAUGGUCCUGUGGUCUAUGCCUUUAUUGGUAACACAUAUUUACUGGUUUAUGCACAAACGGAUAAAUAGGUUAACAGUCAGCGAACUGUUUAUGGCAGCAUUACAGCAAUACUUAAUAUCCUAAAUCCCCUUAUGAGAAUUUUUUGGUUGUGAAGCAGAUUGAAACUGAUACUUAUACACCCUUAUGACCCACAAAAGCAAACAAAACCAACAUCAAUUAGUUUGACAAUUUCCUUAUCGUUAUUUUUAUUGCCUGGACCCACUACAAGGGGCAAGGUUUAAGGUGAGUCAGCUUCAAGUACACUGAAAAUACUGCCUUCAAUAUUUAUAACGUGAGACAUAUUAGACUGUCAUAGUCUAGCAGAUUUAUUGCCUGAUAACACUUUUUUGGCUUGUAUAAAUGAAAAGAUCAGCAAAGUGAAUAAUCUUGGCUCACAUAUGGGUGCCAAAAUCAACACAAAUCAAAAGUUUCUCCCUGCAGUUAUAAAAUCCUCCAACAUUUUUAGAAAACAAACUUCUGUCUAAAAGCAUACCGUAAAAAAAAAAAUGUCAAACAAUCUUUGAAAUUAUGAUGCAAAACAGUUUUUAAGGCCAUAUUAACAGCGCUGAUUAAUUCUAACCUGUGUCUUAAUUUGGGAAUCAGAUGAGUGCAAUAAUGUACUUUAUGAUCUCGACUUUUGAGUUUAUUAUUCAAACCACUGACUGCUACACCAGUGUGGUCUGAAAUCAUAAUUUACAGGCAGCCUAGAGUUUUAAAGUCUGUGGUAAUUUUCCUUCUCCAAAAUGGUGUUCUGCUUGAUUUUAGAAUGUGGUUUCCUCACUGAUAUCUGAUUGUCUGCUCCCCCUAUGCUCAGUUUGCAGGCAGGAGCUCAUACUUGAAAUACUUGGGUGAUAAUCCGAUUCCCUUUGACGCAAAGCAGAUGUUAUGCUUUCGACCUGUCAGCUGAGCCACCUGGAAGUUUUUCUAAAUGAGAAUUCAAAACGUGUUAUUUCUUUAUCAGUGUGAAAGCAGGAAUGAAGAGCUUCACUACAGUGUGCCGAAAGAGACAAAAUUUAAGAACGCAUUAGUUUUUUAAUCUUAAUUUCAGCACAGUCAAGGUCCAACUUAAAAAUAUGUUAAUGAAACUAUGUAGAAAUGUUCUGUUCAAAGCUAAAGUUGUGCAACUGUGAGAUAUAACUGGUAAAAAUACAAUGAAAAGAAAAAAAAACAUACUGAGAACAAAAAGUCAAAAAGUUAUAGUCCUCAAUGUUCUUUAACAGCGAUAUCGAGCAUACUAUCCUGUUGUUGAUGCAUUAGUAUACAUUACAACCCUUGAUUAAUGAUCACAUCUUAACAUAUACUCCUAAGGAAGUACACAGACAGAUAUUUUCUACUAGUUAAAUAAAUUGGAUUAUCAUUAAAAAUCAAAUUAAUUAACUUUGAUCCAGAGACAACUUGGACAUGUAUUGAACAGCUGAAAAUAUCAAUAUAUGAGAUUUAAUAAAUCCUAAACAGAUCAGGUUUAUCAAAUUAUAAGACCUCAUUUAAAGCAUAUUGGGUACAGUGAGAAAAACAAGCCUGUGAUUCUUGUAAUGCUGCCCCCUUCUGGCGAUCCUGCGCACUUUCUUAUCAACAUUCAAAAAGGUGUUUCAAUGUGGAGCAUCUUCAGGAUUUCCACUUCUACAUCAUUCCCAAUAGCUCUGUGUGUGAUGAGUGUGUUUGAUCCUAAUAUGCUCUCUUGUCGUGUCCCAGAGAGCUAUUUGCGUGUACAUUUGUAGUGAUACACAGUGUGUGUGUGGUUGAGGUUGAGCAUGAAUAAUGGCCUGCAUUUUCAGGUCCAAGGAGGCAGGACGGAGGAUGAAAGAGAACAAGGAGGGUGGAUAGGAUGGAUAAAGAGAGAAGAUGGAAGCGAGGAUGCCGUAGGCGUCACUCAAACACCUCAGGGUUUCAGUUUCAGUGCCAGAGAUUGAUAAGGACUUGGAGGAAGAGGGUUAGGAGAAAUGAGAGAGAGAGAGAGAAUGAGAGAGAGAGAGAGGGAUAUUGCAGGUGAAGAAAGGUGGAUCAGGCGUUAAAAUGUUGUCAUCUGCUCUGGAAUGGAAGAAAAUAUUGCACCAUGUUUUUAAUUAAUAACCAUGUCUGGAUCCAAACAGGAAAAAUGAUGCGAGGGAGGGAGCGAUGGAGACAGAAGGAGGGAGUGAGGGAGAGAGGGAGAGAGCGAAAGAUUGGUAUCACAUGAGAGGGAGGAGAGUAAUAGCAAGGUGAAGGGAGGGAGCAGGGGGACUAACAACAGUGAAAGCACUGAUAGGGGCGCCAGAGGCAAGGAGGGAGUGGAAAGGAGGAGAGCAGCAGAGCAGCCUGAAUCGAGGAGGAGGAGAAAGAGGGAGGACACAGGGAAGAGAUCUGAGAGAAGAAGGAAAACAACAGGAAAAAGAGGACAGCACUUGGCUGUAAAUGAGAAUGGACAAGGAGAAGAGGACGCGAAAAAGGGGAGAUAGUAAUAAUUAGAUUGUUUUUCAUCCUCUAAAGAGGAGGAGGAGCUGUAAGUUUUGGUUUCUGCACGUGUUUUUGAGUGCGUGUGUGUCGCUGUGAAUCAUAGAUAGAGACAGAACACCUGUUAUUCAGAGAUGACGGGGUGUAACAGUUUCCUGCAUUCGUGUGUGCAUGUGUGCGUGUCAGGCUGUCUCUGCAGCAUUUUAUCUACCUGCACGCUGUUUGACCUUCCUUAGUCAGCAGGCAGAGUGUGACUGCGGAGAGAAAAAGAGUGAGAAAGAAGGAGAGGUGGAGAGAGGGAGUGUCUACAGGAAGAGAGAGAGUGCUAAAGUGGAGUAGUAGCAGAGGGAGUUGUUGCAUUGUGAUUAGUGUGCCUGUGCAGUCUGCACUGUCCUCCUAAUGUAAGACCUGUUCUUUACUGCGGGGGAUCUCUUGGAUAUACAGAAGAUUGGAUUUUGUCUGCAAAAUUUUAACCCUCGAGUGGCAGCAACUCCUGAAACCUGAGGUCCUAUACCCAGACCUGGGACUUCCAAGACUGGACUCAAGUGGUUCCAACUCCUAGAGGAGGCCUUGAUGUGAUUUUUGAAAUUUGAAGUACAUUUUUAACCCCGGUACUCUGAAUCCUCUGGAGCAAUGGAUAUGCCAAGCAACCCCCAAGGGUGCCCUGCUCGUGCUCCUAGCACAGGAGACCCAAGAAUAGGAGAGGCUAGGAUGGGAGAGGGAGUUAGACUGGGGGAGAGAGACACCCCAUUGAGGCUGUCACCUUUCCGUAUGCUUCGAGUGCUGGACUCGUGCCGUCCUCCAGGAAACCGUAUCGGUGAGUCUCGUCGCUGUCAUGUGUGUGUUAUUAAGUUUAUCUGCAUCCUGAUCCUUCUAUGCAAGAGAUCCAAGUCAAUUUACUCUCAUCUGUAACAUGUGACUUUCAUCCUGUUGGUGUUUACUUAAAGUCACAUUUAUGCCCUGAGGUUUUAUAAGAUACAAAGACAUGCAUUCACAUAAAACAGCAACUCUCUGCAUCCUUAAUUCCAACACGUACCUUUCCUUUGUGUGGCUGAUUUAAAAUUCACAGAUGCAGUUGGUAGACCUGGGGCACUGAGUUUGCGUAUCUUUGGGGAUCCUAUGCACUCCUUCAAGUUCUCCCUUUGAAUAUUUCAUUAAUUUUCUUGUCAGCACGAUGGCUGCAGGAUCUCCGUUCCUGCUGUUCGAGCCAAAUUCCAAUGAAAUGCUAUCCUUUAUUCAAUAUAUUUUUCGGAGCUCCUGGACUAAAAACAAAAACAGAAAAUGACUCAGUUCAAAGUCUUGUAAUUUAAGGGCUUAAUAUAUUAGAUUUGGACCAUCAUUAUUAGCUCAUUGGGUGAACCACUUGGUAACUCUACUGAAUCAAAAAACACCCCACGUACUCUUUGAGAGGCUUUCAAAGCAAAUCUUACUCUAACAUAACCUCUUGAUAUCCACUCAAUCAUUUUCUGUUGCAUUGACAACGUGAGCCAGAGAUGGAUUUUCAGUUAAGUGGAGUGCGAGCAGAGCUAGGUGAAAUAAGGAUAGCCCUAAAAGCAGCCCACUCACUCUUCCAGACAUGCUAGCAAGGAGUCAGCAAACCUUAACUGGGCCAGCUUGGCUCCACAGAUGGAGGCAGUAGUAGCUCAGUGCUCUGCGGACGUGAAGCAGAAAGACCCUGCAGAAAACCAAGUGAGAGAUUCCAUGGUGUUGUAGAAUUUUAUCAGGGCCAAGGUGAUGGAAUUUUCCUCCAAGGACAGUCACCCACAUCCCUUGAUUAUUUACGCAAACAGACAAGCUCAGGCCCCCUCCGGAAAGUGAGGAGGACCUAUGACAUAACCGCACUACUGGAUACUCACCUGUUGUUAUCAUGUGCUCAUGUGAGUGCGUCUGCCAGUGUGUUGAUAUCCUGGAUCAAUUCCCCUCCUCUCUGGUGUCCGUUACCUUAAGUUUAAUGUUUCAACAUCAGGGUUGUGAGGGUUGACUUCUUCUAUGACUACUGACUCCUUCACUUUUCUUAACAAGAUAUACUAUACGCAUAGUUUAUAUUCUCGUGUCUGGAUUUGAGGCCACAGGCAUUACCUCAGACUUAGAGAUUGAAAUCAUUACCGAGAGGUUUAGUAAGCAUUUACACAGAUGGGUUGUGUUUGGGUUGUGUUUCUUUAAUGAGCAUAUGCUGCUUUAGUCAACAGAUAGUAAGACUAAGGACAGAUGUAGGCUGAAAUAAGCAACUGGGAUUUACACAGAUAGUCGGGUGUUUGUGUUAGUAAGAAAAGCACCAGGCUAGUAACAAUGUAGAAUUGGCCUUUAAAAAUAAUAGGUUUUAUUUUAUGAGUAGUUUUACUUUCAUACAAUAGUGGGAGGUUUAAACUAAGCAGCAAAAUACUUAUUUAUUUUAGCUUUUAAAGAAAUACCCAGUAACGGAUCAUAACUAGACAUUUUCCAUGAAUGCAUAUGAGUUGAAUUGGCACUAAAGGACAAAUGAAAUGAUUAAAAAUUGCUUGAUAUGAAGCAAAGAUUCUAGUCCUUAGUCUAUGAAUUUAAUCUAAAACAGUGUAUAGACCUCAUGCUGGGACCAUAGACUGGCUUGUUUUUCUCUAAUACUAACCUUGACUUCAUGAGAGAGACACACAAAUGACCUAGAAUCGGCCCCGGGUGGUGUGGCUCCCCUUCACGUAUGACAAACGGUGCACCGUGAUAAAUCGCCGCACCUACUCGACUUUCAAUUGUUCUUUUUCAUGGUCUGUGACAACAUCAUCCUAGGAGGUAUUCUCUGUCUGCUUUUUCGUGUCUAUCCAAAUCCUCCUCCCCCUGAUCCCCAUAUUUCCCUCCUUCUGUCACCUGCCUGUGGAACCCUGGCUCUUUAAAUGUGAAUAAUAGAAGAUGGUAAAUUACGAUGUUGCUAGCUCCAGGGGUGAGCUUUACCAUCUGCCAGUCCUCGUACACAUACAGAUGCACACCUCACUGUGACCCUAACUUGGGUGCUAUCAGGCACUGUACAACAAAACCCAGAGGAAGACCCCUCCCCCACAUUUACUCACAGACCAUUGAGAGAGGCAGUCCUGUCUGCUGCACCGUGACUCAUUAAUCAGAUGGAUUCAGGGGGGUGUGGAGGUGUGGGGGGUGGCAGGCAGAGACGGGAAAGCUCCCAUUGCAUGCAGGGCAAUAUCGAUUUCUGACCUCCUCAUCUUACCAAUGGCAUUUUAUACACACUCACACAUAACCCCUUAAUAGCUGGUGGUACAAUCCAUCAUCCAGGGACUGGGACCUCACAAUUGCUUUUUUUAGGGGGGGUGAAUGAAAUUUUAUACAAGAUAUGGUGUCCUCAGAAGGGUACAUAGACAGAUUGAUGGAAGAAGGAACUGAAAAGAGGCACAGAGUCGUAAAACAAAAUAGAAACCUGAGAUGAAUGAGAAUACAGUUCACUACCGCAGAAUAAAACUCACCUUGAGUGUUUGUGUGUUGCAGGUAUUGUCCAUGAGAAUGUGAAGAUGGGUUCAGAUGGGGAGAGUGACCAGGCGUCAGGAACUUCGUCUGAUGAGGUCCAGAGUCCCGUCAGGGUCCGCAUGAGGAACAAUCACCAUCGGCGCAUCUCUAAUGAAGUAUGGAUAAACAAACACUCACAUCAAGAAAUAAAUAUAUAUAUGGGAUUUCUAAAAUCUUCUGGGUCACAACACACAGAAAAGAAAUUCCAUAAUGUCUCAAUUAAGCUUUGCCAUGUCUGUGUCAACAGGACAGAGUUAGUCCAUUAGAGAGCUUUAGCAAGUUGAAAUGAUACUAAAAAGGUCUUGUUUAGCAAAUACCAAGAUCAUAGUUGAGUAAAAAUGUAUUUUUUUACCCUUGAUGUGUUUGACAAAAGGGUAAUUAUAAUGUCCUGACCAGCCAAGUACAAGUAAUUAGUAUUGACCUGAACAAUCCAAAUAUCUAUCAGGGUCAGUCAGAUGGCGAAGAAGUACAUUUUUAGACCAAUCCUGUUUCUGUUAGUCAUUAUUUGGUCAUUAAGUCAUUUCUUUUUGGUGGACUUAGGUGUAGCAUGUGAUAUGAUAUGAUACAGUUUGAGAUGCACCGUUCCAUUUUUUUCCGAUCCAAUCCAAUACCGAUACCUGGGCUGAGCGUAUCGGCCAAUAUCCAAUACCAAUCCAAUACUACUGGUGAAUAAAUGAACUGUACACCUUGCCCUGUGAGUGAAGGCAUCAGGCUUGACAUUAGCCCUGUUAAAAAAAAAGGUAACAAAUUAACACCGAUAUAAGUUUACUUCAUAUUAUUUAUUAACGAAUUAUACUUCCAUGUAUAAAAAGAAAAAUUAAUUAAAAGAAAAAAAGACUGGAUCGGAACGCUGGAUCGGCAUCAUUCACCCGAUAUCUGAUCCAGUUAAUUUGUCAAUAUAGGAGCCGAUAUCCGAUCCAAAUAUUGGAUCGAUGCAUCCCUAGAUACAGUAUGAUAUGAAACAAUAACAUCAUGAUACAAUACGAAACGAUACGAUACAAUACGAUACAAAUGAUAUGAUACAAAACGAUACGAUACAAUACAUCAUCUUUUAUUUUGCUUAACCAGCUUUGAGAUGAAAUAAGUUGCGUUUCUAUGUAACCGCACCUCUACCCUUUAGAGCUGAGCAAAUCAGCUAUUAGCAUCCUUGUUUUCCUCAUCCUUGAGUAUGUGCUUAAUGCCUCGACCAGAUUGUGUGUAUGUGUGCGUGUGUUUAAAGGAGUUGCAGACUGAUUAGUGCAGCUGUAUUACGGGAAAUGCCUCUGGACACACAGGCUGCUGCCUCUGACUGCUGUGAACGGUGGAAGGGACUAAUUUAGACCAUUUUUACCACAGAGACAGAAAGAAGGGAGGGGGGCGGAGAAAGAGAGAGGCAAAUGAUGGGGUGAAAGAGUAAUUAUGAAAGUAGGAAUAAUUACUGAUAUGACAAAGAAAAAGAGACAAGAACGGAGCUCUGGAGACGAUAAGGAGGAAGUGGGUGAAGGAGAGAUGGAGGACAAAUUGACAGGGGGUUAGAAGAGCAAAACAUUUCCUCUUACAACCAAACCUCUUCGUUCCCCCCUUCCCCCCAUCUGCCUUCUCCCCUCAGGAAUCUGUCCAUUCCUCUUUCCUCUGCUCCUGUUUUCCCCCUCCUCCUCCUCCUCUUCCUCCUCCUUCUCCUCCUAUUUUUUCCUCCUCCUCCUAUGAGCAUGUGGAUGGCACUCUACCACUGUGCCAGCCUCUUUCUCUCUCUCUCCCUCUUGCUCUCUCUCUCUCUCCCUGUCUGUCAGUGUGAGUGCAGUCAUGUGGCAGGUCAGAGGCAUGGAUCGUGGAAAACGCAUGUGUGUGAGUGUAUAGAAAGACACGUUUAAGGAGGACAAUGAGGGAGCUACUAGAGCUGUUCUGCAUUGUGAGUAUGGGGGCAUGUGUGUUUGUGUGCUAGUGUGUUUGUGUGCUUCAUGUGGAUGGCUCUUCAAUCUUAACCACAGAGUAAGAGGGCAUUUGUGUCAUUUCAGCAGUUGUUGUCCUAUUAUAAAGGAGUGAGAUCAAGGGUUUACAAAUUGCAUGACAAUUUGAGUGUUAUACCAAUAAGUUGGGCAAAAUUUGUAUUUUUUUUUUGGAUAGUAGGCAUCCUAGCUUGAGAUGUUUACUGCAUACAGUGCAGCACUGCUAGCUUGAUGUUAUUUUAUUAUUUUACAGAUGCAAACCUUCAAUGGAGCUUUCGAAUGUGUAAAUAGCAUAUGCAAAAGUCAGUGGGUCAUGUUAGUGCAUGUGUUUACAGCCUAUUUUCAACACAUUAGCUCAUGCAGUUUGCAGAGCCUUUCUUUAAGUCUUCCCUGUGCGUGAGUGUGUAUGUUUUCAGGCCGAAUUUCCGUGUGGUGUGUCACCGUCCUCAGGGUUAUGACUUGUUUGUAGUACUGCAUGUUGUUAUGUUAGCCAUUGAGCUCAGUUAAAACCAUUAAAGGCGUAAAAUCCCUCUCCCUUUCAUCUUCAGGCGCACACGUACACUUUUCUGCCCCCCCCACGCUAACGCUCACAUGUAAACACACAUAUCAUUUCACACGCUGACAGCGAGGACACAUACCACGGGGCUGUUGGGAUGGGGCCAGCCUGUCAACGCUGCCAUGGCAACAACGUGUGAUUGGCACUUUGCCGGGGAACAUGCCCUACAUGGAUAGCACCAAGGAGUGAUGCAUUGAGGGAAAAGUAGCAUCAUGUUAAUUAUAUAGAAGCAAGUAGAGAGAGGAGAAGGUUAUUCAAGCCAAUUGGUGAUAGGUUGCAGAUAACAGGUAUUCAUUUCACAUGAUACCCUUAAUCUCUGCUGCUCCUAAAGACUACAAUGAAUGUAAGCUAAACGCACAUAUAGAGGUAUGUGGUAUAAUGUGGGUAUCUGUUGUAUUUCAUGUUAAACUGUAGAACAGAAAUGCCAAACAAGGUCAUAAAGCUUAAAGUCAUUGUUUUUUUAUUAGAGUGAACGUCAUUUAGGCAAACUAAAAUGUCAUUUUCAGUGAGUAUCAUAUCCACAGUUUAUUCUACCCACAAACUUCAUCCUCAGUGUCAGAAAACAGUCAGCAGUCUUGACUAAAGCAGCCAGUCAGCAGCUAAGGGGCCAAAACGUUGUCUCUACUAACACAUUGACAGGACUGACAGAUAUUUUUAGUAGAAAAGAAGGAAAAGUAAGCCAAGUUUGAAAAUAGAUUAGGAGCCAUAAAGUGGUUAUCAAUUCUGGAGAGUUUGCAGAACAUGUCAAACCGCCCUCAAAUUGAGUUGGAUGCUUGGAAUUGAUGAACAGGAGAAAACAGCGAAGGACAGAUGAUUGGUUUAAACACUAACCUUCUUAUUGAUGCUACACCAAUUAAAAUGAUUGCAAAGUCUAGAGUCUUUCUGCCAGCUUUGACUCAGUCUAAAGCACAUUAGGAAUAUUGAUAAAGAUGUAAUGUAAUGAUGCAUAAUCUUAAAUUCAGGCCUCAUUGCUUUAAAAUGAAUUGAUUUGCUUUUGGACUCAAUGGAGUUAAAAGGCGGUUUUAAAAAGUAAAUAAAAACUCUGGUUAAAACUAUUUGACCAGGAAUAUUCCCAUUGAGAAAUCUUUAAAUUUAUAACUGAUAUCUUUCAACUUCUAAUACAUGUUUGACAUGUAUUUCUAAUCUCCUUCUCCUUUUUGAAUCUUUAUUUUUUGUUGUAUUUCAGGACAUCAACAAGCGUCUGUCUCUCCCGGCUGAUAUCAGGCUACCGGAGGGCUACUUGGAGAAGUUUGCCAUGAACAGCCCGCCCUUUGACAAGCCCAUGAGCCGCAGGCUACGACGUGCUUCACUGGUCAGUGCUCAUUGUGCCUGUGUGCGUUAUUUGCAUCUGUGUGUAUGUGUGUGCAAAUCAGCUGAAACUACUCUCUGUUGUUGAGUCAGCCGCUUGGUGAUGUACACUUUCGUGAGUACAGUUGGGUGUAUGCUUCUUUUUCUGAUGCUGCAUUGUUUUGAAACAGGUACAUGUACUUUCAAUGCUAUUGUGCAUGUGCGCCACUCAAACAGCUGACUACGGCUGUUCUGUCCAGUGACACACACUGGCAGGAGAUUGACCUAUGCUCAUUAUAAAUACACAAUAAGUUAUUCUUUAGAGUGUACAAUAGCUCAGUAGGGGGAUGAAUGAUAAAUUCAUUCUGUAUUGUGCAUGCAAGCCAAGAGUAUUAUGGGUAUGAGAGGGGGUGGGAUACUAUUGUAUGGGUUGGGAUGGGUAGAAAGGGGCAUAUGUACAUAAAUAUGCAACAUGACCCGUUAUACCUCUUGUAAUUCAGCUGAAGUGCUGCUGUUUCCACUUGAUUUUAUUUUGUUCCCGCUUUAUACCACAUUAGCCCUCUUUCUACACACCUGAAAAAAGCAGGAGAGCACUUGUAUGUUUAAACGCGAUACCAGAAAACCUCUCUGUACUGUGAGAAAGCAGUAAGGAUUGGCUCUCCAUCAACCGUUUUUACUGUAAUUAUUGAAAAGGGCCUGGACUCUGUCUUUGGUUCUCUGCUUGAAGUGAUUUAAUGACGCAGCUUUUCUGCUGGAGUCAAACAGAGAUGAAAGGGAAGGAUCUUUAAAAAGAGGUUUGCAGGGAAAAGAAGAGGGUUUAUGAUGUAAGGUCAGACGAGGAGAAGGGAAUAGACUUCUGAGGUGUUGUGUCUUUGCAAUGUAAAUGCGUGGCAGACGUUUGCUGACAGACUUGUACGUGGCUAGUUAUCUUUAGGGUUGCUGUAUGCAUCUGAUGUAAUAGAUCAAUCAAUAAUUCAGCAGCAGCAUCAGACUCAUCCUCUGCAGCCCCCCCCACUCAUCAGGGCACCUUGAUGUGAGCCAGAGAGGAAGAAAUAGAUGACAGGAAAAUGUUAAGGAGGGACAGGGAGGCAUGAUGACUAAAAAAUAGGUAAAUGCUUUUGUGAUUAAAAAGAUGUUUAGAGGUGUGUAGCAUAAGAAAAAAACUCUGUAUGCUGUAUGUAGGAAGUACAAAAACAACUGAACUGUGUUGUAUUGAAUAAAGAAACUAACUUUUAUUGUCAAGGUGGGAGCCAAUUACACAGUAUCCAUAUAGCAGCUGUUUUCCUGUGUUAUCAUGCCUCAUUUAUUGAUUUUAAAUGCUUUUAAUCUCUUUUUUCAUUUCCAAUAUAUUUCCUUGCGUCUGUAAACCACUUUGAAUUGCCUUCUGUAUGAAUGGGACUAUACAAAUAAACUUGCCUCGCCUCACUGCUCUAAUCUAGGUUGUCAGUCAUACAAAUAUGGAGAAUCAGGGAGAUUGUUUUGAUUUCACUCCUCCCUGUCUGAUAAACAACGACAAAGACGAUGGAAAGCGAACACCUGGAGACAUCAGGCGACAUUUCCAGUCAAAGAACAUACUCAUAUUGAUGAUAGCUAUUAUCAGUGCACAGAUAAUAUUCGCAUGCAGCCACUUCCUCACUCACGUUUAAGUCUGAGAAUUAUAGAUAUGCUAGAAAAGGAGGAGAUUCAAUCUGGGUAUUAGCCCUUAUCUUAAAUACUUUUGAUAAGCUUAAGCUGGACCGAAUUGAAGCUUACAACAUUUAGCGUCUUCUUCACUUCAAGCUCUUUUGCUGUUUUCAUGAUGCUGUAUCAUCAGCUCAGGCAGCUCAUGAGCAAAGUUGUCAUUUAAUAGCUGACAAACUUACAUGGACUUAUACUAACGGCAGCCAAAAAUAUAGUGGGCUGGGCAAUAUGGGAAAAAGUUUAUCACGAAAAUUUUUUUAUAUCAGUUGAUACUGAUGUAAUUACAAUAUAAAAAAUGAAAUUUAAAAGUGUUUAAACCAAAAUACCUCCACGCCACCGAUGUUUUCAUGCCAGUGUUGUCAAAGAUAUCGUCAUCUGUUGAGGCUUCAUCUGUAUUUCUGCUGGGGGUAGCGCCCAUUUUCAUUUUUUCUCACCAACAGCGCUGUUAGUUUCGCGUUUUAAAGUGCUAUGGUUGCGUGUAGCUGCAGCCGGCUAAUACAAAGUUGUUUGCUACUUGGUACUAAUUCAGCACGAUAAGUUCAGCAUAAAGUGGACCCGGAGCAACUCCCAUUUUCAUUGGCUAUUCGUAAAGUCUACCAAAACAUGGCACAAUCACAACUAUUGAAAAGUAUAUUGACCAUGUUUUAUAUUGAUAUUGAGGGAAAUUAUUUUUCAAUAUCGUUAUCGUUUUAUCACCCAGCCCUAAUUGGGGUUAUUAUUCUUUAUCCAGUUUUUCAUUUUGGAAAGUACUGACAAAUUAUUCUGCUUAUUAUUCAGUUUUAUUUUAAGGAAAAUGCAAAAUUUCUCAUAUUUAGUCACAUGGAUUUCACUUGACACUGCUCAGACCUCCCAUCCUGAGUGCUGUGGAUGCUGUAACCAAUCACAUACACCAGAAAUCAACUGUUGUGCUAAGCUUCGAGUGUUUACUCCAAUCCCUAAUACUUCAAGGUCAACACAGAACAUAAACACAAACAUUUUGUAUGUCAUGUGCCAGUAGCAUUAUCAUUUGAACAUCACAUGAGCUACUAUUUAUUCCGUUUAAUAUCAACAUAAUAUCUUCAACUAUAUUAGAUAAACAGUCGUGUUUGACUUGACCUAAAGAGGUUGAAUGAAUGUUAGCUCAGUGGGAGAGGGAUUAGGCAGAUCUGUCAGAGCAAAUCAAACAUAAGCCAGCAGAUUCACCUGCUUCUCAGGCGAGAGAUGAUGCAACACUUGCAGAAACUUGUUUUGACUAUGCAAGUCACUAUUGUACUGUUGAAAGUCACUCUCACUUUGUCUCAGUCUUACUUUCUACGUGCCUUGUGCGUCCUCUGAAUUCACAAAGCUAUCACUGAAGUUGCUACUGUACAUGCAUUCCUUACAUUUCAAAGUUUGAGCCGCUGUAUAAGUCAUUGAUGAUGAAUGAAUGUCUAAGCUCCCCAGUUUUUACCAUUAUGGAUUUAAAGUUUCACACUAUGCCUCCACUUAAAGAUGAGAUAUGCUUGUGGGCUGUGUACGGUAAUAACUCUAGUGUUAUCAGUUUGUCAUUUGUUACCGUGACACAGAACACAUGUCAGGUGUCGGGUAACAGAUGUUCUCAUUUGAAACCCCGCAUUCUGAUCUUUGAAUCGCUUCCAAUGUAAUGUAAGUGAAGCCGAUUGGUAUCAGUUUUCUGUCAUGGCUGCUGUUGCCCAUUGAUAAUCAAUUAUUCAAAGCAGUUCAAUGAGAUGCGGUGUUCCAUGGUGCUGAAUAAAGAGAUGUCAUUUUAUCUCAAACCGCAAUACUUAGCAGCGUUAUGCAACGUUUACUUUUUGUGGAACCUGUUGAACCCUGUAGCUGCAGAGUGUCUGAUUCAUAAAGAGACGGAUGCUAUUGUUAUGGGACGUUUUAACAAUGAUACAAAAUAAAAAAGACACAUGCUCAUUUGAGCCAAACUUUGCAUGAACCAUGUGACACAGUGUGAGAUGUGUGCUCAUAUGAUUGAAGCGUGGUUUCCCCUAACCCAUCACCACGUUCUGAGAAAGUGAAGUUCACUGCUGCCAUCGAUCCUCUCUUCCCCUCUCUCUCUCUCCAUCAAACCUUUUUACAGUUUUCACAUUAAGAAAUCCUCUAUAAAAAAACAAAACAUGGUUGAGGUAAUGGACUCUCUUCCUGAAACACAUUAGACCCCACCUGCAGACAUCUCUUAUCUCAAGCUCCUCUCAUCUACUCUCAGUUCGUCUAUCGGCACUAAAUGUCUCCUCACUUCCUGUACAGGCUCAGACAGAACACAUACGCUCAUUUUCUUUGGUUUUAUGUUGCUUAGUUUUGUCACUAAAACUUGGUCUGACCCAGUUCUGCUGAGUAAGCUCACUGGAGCGUUGGGAAUGAAAUGAACCCGUUGCCAUCAAAAGCAUACGCAGGGGCACGCACGCACACAAACGCGCAGGAGUGGGGCUGGAAGGUGGAUGGACAGGGAGUGUAGUUGCACGCUGUUAGCAAAGACUGAACAGGAGGUAAAGAGCUGGGCCUUCUUUUGUUUUAGAGGCACUUCAACAAGCCUAGAGGCCACAGAUGUGCUUUUUUUUCCUGGAGUAGGAUCUAUGUGGGGGGAGGUGUGUUUUUGAUAUGUUUUUGAGUCUCUGAGUGUGUGUGUGUGCUCCCCUGCCAAAAGAGCAGCAGAGCUCAGCAGCAGCUCCUGACAGCCCUGUCACAGACAUAGAGAUGGGAGCAGUGUGUGUUUGUGUGUGUGUGCCGGGCGAGUGUGUUUACAUAUAAGCAUAGGCUGCAUGUCUCACCACAAAUUCUCUCUUGCCUUCAAGCACACACAGCAUAUGCAUACAGUACAUGCACCUAGCCUACUGUACAAACAUGCACACAUGACCUCAGUUUAUACUGAAAUCUUUUUUCUUGAUUUGAAUUUACGGCAAAUUACCAAUCCCCAAAUUUCUAAAAAUGUAUAUGAUAUUUUCCAUGUUUAUUAAAAGAUGCAAAAUCACGCUUGUUUCAGUGUCUAAGCGUGUCGUCUUGUGUCUCAUCUUGUUCUCUUGUCGGCUUUUAGGCAUGCCUUUAAAGAGAUCUCAUGCUUCAUCAGCUAACUUGGUCACUGGAGACCCUCCCCCUCAUGCACACGCAUAGAUAUAUACACACUCAGAGAGAGAGAGCUGAGCGUUGGCUUGGCAUUUAUACCGGCAUCAUGACAGGAUAGGCCUGCACAAGAUGUGGAGGGAUGGUUUGGUUCAGAGAGAUGAACAAUGGAAAAACAUGUCUGAAAGAGAAACCUGAUAGAGACAGAAAAACGAGAAAAUGACAGGGGGAGGGAUAAACACUGACAGGCCUGUGGGUAUCACAGCUUGACAUAGCUACAGCCAUCUAAAAUUCAUGACAUUGAAACCCAGGGGCUACAUACAUUAUGCAGGGAAACCCUUUAUUAACUGAAAUUACAAUUAAUUCUGUGUUGUUGUUUUUUAACAUGCAUGCACAGACUCUGGUGUAUGCCUGCAGGUUAUCUAUAGAAAAAUUUAGAAGCAAAUGAGGUAUCUCGAAUGAAAAACCUGAAAUAAAGAGGCCGAGUUUUCCUCUAUUUUGUUGCCUUCCUAUGGCUGAAUGUUACAUGUUCAGGUCACAUGACUGAAAUCUAUAUUCUGCGAUUUUUCUGAUCCCACUCCUUGGAAUAUUGUAAUGUUAUAACCAUAAACUUGAAUAUCCACAUAACUCAAAUGCUCAGUAGUAUCUUAUAAGUGUUGGGAAAUCCAAGCAAAUGUUUUAUCAUAGAAACACCAACGCAGAAAAGGCCUGGUGAAUCAGCGCCCUGUAGCUGUAGGUCAAAUGUCAACAUCAACAUAACUGAAAUCUGAACUAAAAGCCCUGGCUUGGAGGAUUUUACUCUAGAGAUUAGCUUAAACACUGUGAAAUGACCUCGCGAGACCUGCUUGCCUCUGCUGUAAAUACAAACUGACUGAGGAGUCAUUCUCAAUUAUGGCGCCCUUAACUUCUUCUCUGUCCUUCUUCUAGUCUGAAAUCGGCUUUGGGAAACUUGAGACCUACAUCAAACUGGACAAACUGGGAGAGGUGGGUUCAUAAGAAAACAUCACAGGCAAACUGCUCAAAUACUCAGUUUGACUGAUAUCAAAAUGCACCGACAUGCUUUCUGUCACCGCAGGGGACUUACGCCACGGUGUUCAAAGGGCGAAGCAAGUUAACAGACAACUUAGUCGCUCUGAAGGAGAUCCGGCUGGAGCAUGAGGAGGGGGCUCCCUGCACAGCCAUACGAGAAGGUACUGAGCUGCAAAACACUGAGAGAAAGAUUUUACAGAUCAACACUGUAGCAUACUGUGAAAAGCUUGUGAGGUUUAUUUGUUGUCGUUUUGUGAAAUAUGGUGGUUGCUUAUUCAUACUGCCAGUAGCUCACUGAGCUGCUGGUGAGCUGUGAGCUCCUUUGGAUCUCACACGUUGUCUGUGCCUGACUGACAGACUCUGAUAUGUCUUCCUCUUUAGUGUCUCUACUGAAAGACUUGAAGCACGCCAAUAUUGUCACUCUCCAUGACAUCAUCCACACUGACAAGUGCCUGACACUCGUGUUUGAGUAUCUGGUGAGUGUCUGUGCUCAGGAUGUGCGUAUGUUUAUUUUGUGUCUUUAAAGAGGGUGUGGGAUAUACUGAUCCAGAUUUCUGCUCUGCUUAUUUUCGUUUCCGCUCAUUAGGAAAAGGAUCUGAAGCAGUAUAUGGACGACUGUGGGAGCAUCAUGAGUGUUCACAAUGUUAAGGUACACCUCUUCACUGUCAAGUAUUUGUUCAAUAAUAUGUUAAAAUGUGCAGAUAAAAAGUGUGACUGUUUGAUAUAAAUACGCUUAUUUUUUUACUGCAGAAAUAAACCACUUUGAUACUAUUUACUGACGAAUAUUAUUAAUAUUCAUAUCCUGUCUGUCCACUCAGAUAUUCCUCUUCCAGCUGUUACGAGGUCUGGCGUACUGCCACAGAAGAAAGGUCCUCCACAGAGACCUCAAACCUCAGAACUUGCUCAUUAAUGAAAAAGGAGAGCUUAAACUGGCAGACUUCGGUAUGUCAUCACUUCUGUAAAUAAAUAAGUGAAAAUCAUGAAACUUCCUAAAACGAUCAGGCAAAGAAACAUUUAUUUUGUUGAAACUGCUCUUUGUGACUUAAAGCCCAAUUUCCCUCCAAUAAUAGCUGGUACGUUCAUUGCGACAUGUUCAAAGCAGGCAUGAAAAGAGGAUUAAGGCAUGCACCAUACUGACCUAAUUAACAAAGCACUGACACAAUGACGAAUUCAGCUGCUAUACAGAGAUAAUAAAAUCAUUUUCUCCCCAUUUGCUGACCUUUUUUUCGAAGAGCUUGAGAUACAGCCCCCUAUUAUUAAGAUUCUUUAACAAAAAUAGACGGUUAAUUCACACAUUUCAAUUGUUCUCAGUGGGGUAUUUUAUUUAAAAAAUGUAAUCAAAACAGCAGCAAUGCCUCACUAGCAGCCACUAGUGGCCAUUCUAGUGGCCAAGAAAUUUGAAAUUACAAUCUGUCCAACACUGCCCUCUGUAGGUAACAACCAGAAACAUGACAUGUUUGUUUUUCUAUUAUUAUCAAUUAAAGCAAAAAUGUAAAUUCAGAUUCAAAAAGAGUCAAAAAAUGCAAACUGUUUCACUCUCAGUUUUACUCUUUUAUUUGUAGUCUCUUAACCGCAAAUGUCAGAGAAGGUAUAAAGAGAAAAAAAUAAAUUUGAGCUCACUAACUCAUGUAACUUUGUUGUUUGUUUAAGGGUUGGCACGAGCCAAAUCUGUGCCCACGAAGACCUACUCCAAUGAAGUUGUGACAUUAUGGUACAGACCCCCUGAUGUGCUCCUCGGCUCCACUGAGUACUCGACACCCAUCGAUAUGUGGUGAGCAAACACACAUCCUCAGCAAAGACACACACAGCUUCAGAGAAAUAUGACACCACCUCUGUUCAUGCGUCUCUUUCAUCUUAAUGCUUUUAUAAAAUUCAUUGAUUUCACUGCUGCCCCCUGUACAUGUCUCGAAGCUCAACAUAGGGUUCCUAAUGAUCAAGCUAAAAAGUGUAAAGGCUAGUUUAAGAAGAAUUUGAAGGUGUGACUGGGUUCAAUGUUUUGUAAACAGAAGUAGUUUCUGAAUGGAUCAUCCUUGAUCAUACAAUACUGUGUGCUGUUUGUUUUAUGAGUUUUAACAGAGCAUAUUUGACAGAGUACAGUCUCCAGCUGUUUGCCUAGUCUUGGCAGUACUGAAUGAACAACCACAGACACCAUUAUUAUGAUUACACAACAAAGAGGAACUUAUCAAACAGGAAAGAGCUGCUUAUUUAUGUAUCUUUUAACUUUGUGGUUUAGCCAAUCUUGUACCAACAUUUCGAAAGUUAUUGACUCAUCUAUGCAAAACAGUGUCUACCUUAUAAGCUCAUGGAACACAGGCACCUUUCUUCAUGUGCUACAACACUCAUCUACCUUCAUCCAGGGGUGUUGGCUGCAUCUUUUACGAAAUGAUCACUGGCAGACCCCUCUUCCCUGGAUCCACUGUGGAAGAUGAGCUUCACCUCAUAUUCCGUAUCCUUGGUGAGAAAAGGACAUCGAAAUCAAGAUGAGCACUUCACCGUUUGUGUGUAUUCACUCUCUUCAUCUUUAACAUUUGGUUGUUUUUCUCAAACAGGUACUCCUACAGAAGAGACUUGGCCCGGUAUCACCACCAGUGAAGAGUUUAAAACGUACAAUUUCCCCCGGUACAACGCAGAGCCCCUCGUCAACCAUGCACCCAGGUGUGGUAUCAUGUGCCUACAUUAUGUUUGACAACACAUUUUAAAUGAUUGAACAAAUAUUGACGCAGAUUUGUGGUUUCUGUAAUGGGCGAUUCUCAAAUAUGUCCGCCUCUUGUCUCACACUCAUUUUUGUCCUUAGUUCAAGGUUAGGCCUAGAUCUGACUGCACUGGAACUUCAAUCUUGCUUUCUGUCUCUUUCUUUUCCUUUCUAUAACACAGGAUAGACAGUGAGGGUCAUGAAUUGCUCUCAAUGCUUCUACAGGUAUCAUUUUUUCUUAAAACGAUUAACCAUUUAGGUCUAUUCAAUGUGUUUGAUAAAACAUUCGUUAUAAUGUCCUAAUCUUCCCCCUUUUUCUGUACACAUCUCUAGUUUGAGGCCAAGAAGCGGGUAUCAGCUGAGGAUGCUCUCAGACAAUCCUAUUUCAGAAGCCUAGGGGAGGAGGUUCAGACAUUAGCUGACAGUGAGUACAAAAACCGGGCUGUGAUUGACAUAAAAAUGUUGUGUACGGACUUUAUCUCACUAACUGUUAUUUGUUAUUUGCAGCUGCGUCCAUCUUCUCUGUAAAAGGCAUUCAGCUUCAGAAAGAUCCAGGGAAGAGGUCCUCGGUCUAUCCAGAGUCAGGUACGUCUGCAUGACAGAAAAAUGAAGGGGAAUGGGGGGGGUCAGAAAAUGAGGAAGUCUCUGUAGGAACAUGCAGGAGAUAAGGUCUUGCUCCCUGUCCUUUUCCUUCUCUUAUGCUUUUCUCUGAGUGUUGUCUCUCAUGUCACUGUGUGGUUUUACACGUCACACACAGUGUAUUGAUAGGUUAGCGGUGAAACUACACAGAGCCAGAACUCAAACAGAAUACCUGCCAACAAUUGGGUUAUAAGAUCUGGGAGAUUUUUGCGGCGCUCAGUUUUGGGGUUACCUUGUAUGGUGGAUAUAAGUUAAUUAUGAGAGUAUUUGUAAUUAGAUUGCUCAUCCUAAUAAGUAUAAGUGAAGCUGCACACUUUUUUGUUCUUUUUUUAACAAUAACAAAUGGUAAUAAAAAAAUAGUAGCUACGAUAUGCCUUGAACUUAUUUAGUCCACUAAUAUUAGUGUUAAAGUCCUUAUAUGUUUUACAUGCUCUCUGAACAUCUGAACGCAAUACAGCACUCUUUUAACUGAGGCUGCCCUGAACACAUCACUCUAAGAAGGUGCAAGACUAUCAAUGUAAAUAUUAUAUCUCGCAUUUGUUUCCCUUUCAUUCAAGUGUUCAUUUUGCAACAAACACUGCUUAAAUAUAGUUUACAGCUUAAACUGAUCUGAAUCAUCCCAAAUUGUAAAGUAAAAGUAUCAAUCAAGUGUCUAUGAGGCUCAGUAGAAACACAGGACAGUCUUCGGUUGACUGGAAACCUGGCAACUUUGGACAAAUAUAGUGAUCCAAUUCAUGAAUGAACAUGGACCAUCAAACUACGGGAGAGUACCGGGAAAAAUGGGAGUGUUGGCAGGUAUGACUGUAACACAUCUUAGUAGGAGUACUUUGUCAAAGUCAACAUGCUUAAAGCUGUUGCAGUUAACAUCAGAUUUUAUUAUCAAAAUGUAAAAACCCUGUUAGAAAUCAAACAAGUACACACUCAGACACAAGUCUGGCUGCACGUCACUGCAGCGCAGCAGGUAACUGGAACCGUUUUAUCCAAACCCCUCGACAUUAACUGUGCAUUAAAUGUGCCUCUGUUACAUUUGCUUGAUCUACGUCAGUGUUUCUGUCUCUCUCACAGUCUGUGUCUCCUUUCUUUCUGCUUCCGCUGCCUCUCUGCUCACUUUCUGAUAAACUGUCCUUCCUCUUUCUUGGUACCCAUGCUCUCUUCUUUCCUUAAUGUUCAUCUUUUCCUUAAUCCUUUCUAUCUCUUUUGUGUGCCCUGCUCCCAAUUCCUCUGCAACACCUCAAUGUUCCUCACCUUUUCCCCCCCUACUUUCUAACCUUACCCUAAAAUAAAGCGAUGGCCCAUAAGCUAGGCUCCGCACCCUCGCAGUACUUCCAGAGAGAAGCAGCCAAUCCCAGGGCUCAGAGUCACAAUCUGUCCUCCACUUCCACUGGCUGAGUGGCCCCUAUCUUUCUGGUAAAUACGGUCUCUUUCAUUCUGUCUGUCCUCUAAUCAGCCCCCCUUUUUUCUGUUUGGCUGUCCCUUCCUCUCCGUCCCUCUGUCUGUUUAUACUUAUAUACAGCUUCUCAUCCCAAACUCCCUGAAACUAAGCUGCACAAUGUUUUCUACCUGGUAAAACUCUUUCCUUUUAUCCUCUCCUUUGUGUUUUUCUCUGCCUCCCUCCCCCUCAUCUCAGCUUUCACUUACCUAAUCCUCUUUUCCUCUUAGUUAGCCGCUCCCAGUGUUUAUUUCAGCAAUGAAAGGAGCAGGAAUACUGUUGUAUACGAAAGAAAAGAGGGUGAUGAGAGAACAGAGAUGGAGUCAUUUUGAUUCUUUUCAUUCACAGCCUUAUUUAGGUUUCUACAGCGAGAGAUGUAGCCUUUUUGUUGAGUCUGUAAGUGAGGGUUUGGUGUGGAGUGAAUUUGGUUGGUUGUGUGUUUUAAAAACAUUUUUAUCAGCAUGGACAUGUGUGUUUGUUUUCCCGCCAUGCUACAGUUAUUAAUGGGUACGAUUGAGCUUUAAUAAUGCAAGAUAACAAGAGAUAUGUCAAGUUACAGAGGUAUGAGAUCCGGCUUUUCUUGGCACUAACCACACUGCUGCUGCACUGAAUGGCCAAAAAUAUCUGUCCACAAACUUUUGUGUAAUUUUUUUAUUAAACUGGAUGCAGAAUACUAAAAAAAAAAAUGUACUGCUUUGUUGACAAAAGGAGUUUCAGCCUAAGACAAUUUGGCUCUUAUCUAAUAUUUAUGAACACAUACUAAACAUAAGGAAACUACUUUAGAUAUUCUAGUUUUAUCAGAAGAUUAAAAGUGAAAGAUUUCUACUUUAAUUUGUCUGCAAUUUCAGGUUUUAGCAUCUGUUGUAUUCAAACCAUAUCCCAAACACCUCCAGUCUGUUUUUGGAUGACCUGGAACAGAGUCUUUAAACCAGAUUUUAUCACCCAGCAUCAGUGACAGUCCUCACUAAUACUCUCAUGGCUGAUGGGACUAAAUCUCUGGAACCAGGAUCUGAAAUCCCAGAAUAGAGGAGGGUGUUACAUCAGCUAAAUGAAGCAGAUGGUUCGGGAACUAAAUGUUCGACAAUCAUACAGGUGUUUCUUUAAGCUGUAGCAAAAACCGACAGAAGAUAAACAACUGCUGCAUUAAGAACUGUUCAGUUUAUUGAUUUUAGAGGAUUUCGAAAUAAAAUUAUGAAAUAGUUUUACUGUAGAUAGAAAAUAGUUGUGCUCACUUGUGUUUUGAUUAAAGCAUUAAAACAUCCCUCGACCUUAAAUGGGCUUAUUUCAAUUGAUUCAAGUAUGUUCAGUGCUUUUGGCCAUAUUGAGUGUUUUUUUUUUAUGUUGCUGGCAUGGAGAAAAACCUCCAGGGUUGUGGUGGUUGAGUGUGUGUCAGUGACAUUGUCUUUCUUUUUCUCAUCUCUGUCUUUCUCCGUCUCUCUUUGUCUCCCUUAGCCCAGGGGAAGAGCAGGAGGCAGAGUGUGUUGUUUUAGAGGUGGCGGGGCCACUGAGCAGAGGAGGACGGUGACGGUGGAGCUGUCCUGUCAGACAUACAUUCACUGACCCUGACACACACAGACACACACACAAACACACAAACACAAUGAAGGAGAGACACACACGCCCUGCUGCAUUUACAUAUACACUGAGGAAGAAAAACCCACUCACACAAACAUAGAAACAAAAGACACAGAACAACGGCUGAAGAUUUCACACUAAACUAAGAAGACUUAAGACUCUAAAGACAGUAAAAUUUUAAAAAACUGAGACGUGAAGCUGGAAGAAGAAAAGUGGGAGAAUACCAGGUUCUCCUUGCUGCUACUACCACUGCUGUCCAGAAGAGGGCAGCAUUUAGGACAGCUGUUUGUGAACUUGCUCCAACAGUGAGCUGUGAAGAAGAACGAGUGAAACACGGAUAUGAAAGAGAGAGCCAACCGUUCACUUUCUCCUGCGCCUUUCUUUUUAAUUUUGUUUCAGACUUUUGCUGUACAUAAAAAAGACUGAGACGUAGAACUGCUUUUGUCAUAACACACCUCAGCCUGAAUCCAAACUCUGAAUAUUGCACCUCAACCCUAAACCCUCUCUCCUAACCUGAUGGCCCUUUACGACAAAAUAUUUCACACACCUCUUCUUUCUCUCUCUCUUUCGCUCUGUCUCUGACACCCACACAUGAACACACACACAUUGAGGGUUCACUUGAAAAGUUUGUAGAUCAAAGGAGUUUACAGAGAUGAAACCUUAGCACCUUAUUGUCCGGUAGAGGUCAGGGUGGCUGUCAUUACUUUACCUCAUCGUCACUCAUGCAGAGAAGGAUGGAAAGUACAUUAUGUUCUGCCGAUGUAUAAAACCAAAAAGGAAAGAAGAGGUCUCUGAGCAUAGGACAGAUGUGUUAUCCUUCAUUUACUGAAUUGGGCACUGCAGCUAAAACACCAAGAGUGAACAAAAGUUACACAUGUCACAUGCUGUAAAACACAUAUGUUGCCAGAUGCUCAUGUUUCAGUACACACUAAGAAAGACCUGUGAGGACAGAGAGGUAAAGAAAGUGUACAAAAUCCUCCCCCUGCUUAUCUCAGACACCCCCUUCCUCUUUUGCCUUGACUCAGACGUUGUCUUGAUUCGUUGUGUAAUGUACAGCUGUCCAUGUUGAAAUGUUCUCUUUUGCACCUGCUUUUACCUCCUUAGACCAUGAGUAGACCAUUCGAACCUCUCCUCUCUGACUCCACGUGCAUUGAUUUUUUUGCUAUUUUUUGAUUUUGAAUCUGUAUAUAUGAUCUUUUUUUUUUUUACUUGCCAGAAGCAAUGAUAAUUCCAGGAUGCUGUUCUCAGUCUUCACUGUGUUCCCUCGGUGGAUCAGUUGGCGACUGGCUGGGGACGUGUUGCACAUUCCUUGAGCUCAGGACUUAUUGCUUGUGUCGUUUGUUAGGUACAGAUGGUUUUGUUUGCCUCCCUUGUAGGGCAGAGUGUAAUUGAAAGCUGAUUUAAAGUAUAAGUGAAGAAGAAGAAGAAGAAGAAAAAUAAUUUCUUAGCAUCAUCCUGUCAGUCGUUCUCUGUUCAUUUUACCAUCAUAUCAAUAACUACCUUACCCGUGUCUUUAUGUCAUCUUUCCAUGCAUGUUUGUGUAUUGAACACAACUCUAGUCAGUUGGAUUGUGAAACAGCUGGAAAAGGAUUUAGAUGUGCAUGGGACAUAACCUUGUUACAUGACUUUUACCACAUUAACCUGAAGUAGCUCCUUAAUGAGUCUGGAGACUGAACCUUAAAUGAGACAAUGACAACACAGAGAGUUUGAAUGACAAAACUGGCUCAACCUCUAAGGUGUAGAGUCCGGGUAUAACUGUAAAUUCGCCUGUCUAAAAGGGCGCUCAAGUACAACAGGACUUUACUGUUGUCUCCUUCAGUUAUUGUCCUUUAGGCUGCCAGAAACGACAGGACCAAAGUCCAUCCUCCAAGCACCAGGUGUUCAAGCACACAACUCUUUCACAUACCCAUCAGUAAUGUGUUGAUGUGUACUGUAUCUAUGAGAUGGUCUGUGUGAGUUUUCUGUUCCCCGGGCACUGACCGCGGAUCACUUCUUUACCUGAAAAGGAUUCAGUGAAGGUGAAGUAAUCCCUGAUCUUUGCCUGUCAGAAGGACUACUUAUCUCCCCAGAGUGUGACGUUACAGUAUGUAGCAUGUACAUAGAUGAUCCCUCACUCUGUAUAUAUAAAAGUGUACAGGUUUGAUACAGCUAUUCACACUCUGGCUUUCUUUUUUUGUUCAUCUUCUUUAAUGAGAGUCAUAGCAAUAUUUCUGUAAUCAAUAAAAAGCCAAGGUAAUAGGAUGAGUAUGAUUGCAUCUGUGUUUAUUGAGUGAGGGAGAAGUGACUGUGAAUGAUCAAACUGUGAGACUUGACUUGACUGAUGACAGGUUUUUCUCUUUUUUGCUGUUCAACAUGCUGGAUCCAAAAGAGUGGAGUGCUGGAGAGGAGUAUUACACACUGAUUAUUUGAUUUCUAUCAAUGAAAGCCAUACAAAGGUGGUAUAUGGAUGAUAAAGGUGUGUUUGUGUGCACCAUGUCUGAGCACAGACCCUCAGAAACAAAAAGGAUGUGUACACCUGAUAAAAAUAAAAAAAAUAUAUAAUGUCAUUAUUUUUUUCUUGUCAUAAAUCCUUGAAGUUUGCCAUUCAGAGAGAUGGAGUACGCUGUUAUUGGUUGAUUGAAAUACAUCUGCAUAGUUAAUGAAGUUAACUGACUUCUAUAGCUACUAACUACUCAAAUACAUAACAAAACAAGACGAAUAUUUAUGUGCACUAAAAUAACAGAUCAAUAAAAUUUAAUCAUCUCAGUCCUCCAUUAGAAAUUGCAUAAGGGUUCUAGCAACUACAUCAGUUUGAGUGUGAUUUCGGUAACGCUUUCUUAUACGGUACACUAAUUACCAGAUAAUUAGCAGGUAAUUACCAAGUAACAACAUGAAAUUAUCUGGUAACUACAUGAUAACUACUAAUUUAAUACUGUCUAGUUUUUCUUUUUUUUUCUUUUUUCUGUGCAGCUCCAUUUUCAAAAGCUAUUUGGGGUUCUUAUUUUCUAUGAUUGCAAUACACUGUUUGAGCCAAGCAUUAUCACAGCGACUCACCUGCCAAAUACGUACAAUGCUACUGCGCAAGAGGUGGUUCCAGGAAGCGGAGAAAAUCCUAGAAAUACCAGAGCAAUUUGGCUUCAAAUUUGUAUGAUGAUGGAAGGUUACCUACCUGGUAGCUAGACAGUAUUGACUUAGUAGUUAUCAUGUAAUUACCAGAUAAUUUCAUGUUGUUACUAGGUAAUUACCCGUUAAUUACCUGGUAAUAAGUGUACCGUAAAAGAAAGCGUUACCAUGAUUUCCAUAUUGCUUACACUACAUUAUGUUACCCUCUAAACCGGAGUAAUCAGGAUCUGAAGAAAGGAUGGUUCUGACGUCAGCAUCAGUAUCAAAGGAUCACAUUGGGAAAUUUCUCUUUCUCUUUGGACAAAGUGAUGCCUCUUAUAUCUCUGUUGAUCUUCUCCCAGACAUGCGAUGGUACUUUUUUCACCACAAAAAAAUCAAAUCUAGAUGUCUUUAAACAGUCAAAGGUAUAAUUUACCACAGAAAAAGAAAGAAGAAGGCCUCAUCUGACAUCUACCCCCUCGCAGCAGUAGGGAGUGUUAAAUGUUAUCUCAUGGUCUACCUUAGUUGUUCAAAGGAUUUUAUUUAUGACUUGAACAAAUCUGCAAAUGUUUCUUGACAUUUGGCUAAAAUAUUGGCAGAUUAAGGAGAAGCUAGCUGUUUUCUUUUAACUUUGAAUCCGCAGUUUUGACACAUUUCAACAAUCUUUAGAGUUAGACCAGAGAGAAUAAAACAUGAUCAACACUAUAAAAGUCAGAGAAUGACACAGACAUAGCACAACAUUGAGUUUUUGUAGCAUCCUUCCUUCCCUGCUUGUUUGUCUGUUAUCUUCAGUUUGUUUUUGAUCCAGCUGUUUAUUCCUUUAAAGAUUCCUUGGGUGAGACUCUUUGGCUCUUGUUGACCGAGGCAAUGGUGGUCUCACCCUCUGAAAACUGUGGGUCUGAGGUCCAAGGGUUCCAUCCACAAAGAACAGUGGGGACAGCGUAUCCUCGAAACUGUAAACACAAACACAGCGUUGUGCAAUAAUUGCUUAUGUUUCGUUUCCUAUCUCACUUAAAAGUAACACUCUAAAUAAACCUACCACCUUUAAUGCAUCAUUUGUAAAAAAGUUUAUGCUGGAUGAUGGCUUACCUGUCUGUUCAUGAAAAUAUAAAUGAUGGGGUUGUAGACAGUGCUGCUUUUAGCCAAGAAAACCGGUAUGGUGGCGAUAACAGGGUCAAUAUAAAGGCUGGAGUCCAAUAUAACAGCCAUUGCCAUGGCGGCGUAUGGCAGCCAAGUUACCAGGAAGGCCAUCACCAUCACCACCACCAUACGUGCUACCUGUGUCUCCACCCUGUUUUUGCUACCGGCCUCUGAAACCUGCAGCUUGGUCACCUGGGAAACCAAUAUACAAGCAAAUGAUAGUUAUAAUUUUUAAAAAAGAGCAUGCAAUAUUUUCAUUCUUCACAGAACAUUUCCAUUGCUUACCUGGCGGAGGGUCCACAGGAGUCUCGAGUAGGACACCAUGAUAACGGAGAACGGAACAACAAAGCAAAGGAAGAAGUAUAUGACGAUGUAGGACAUGUUCCCCACAUCACGGCUGUACCAGUUAGGUGCGCAGGAGGUCUGAACCCCCUCCAGCUCAUAACUCCCCCAACCAAACAGAGGCGGUGUGUUCCACACAAACGACCACACCCAGGACAAUGCCACUCCUGCAACUGCAUGUCUGAAGAAAACAGAGUAGGUGCGUCAUAUGUGUUCUUAGUGUAAUACUCAAGAGUAAAAUAGAUAGUCACUACUGUACCUGGUCUGGAAAAGGACAGCACCCAUAGGGUAACACACCACAAGGUAGCGCUCAACAGAAAUGACCCCUAUUGUGCACAAACUUGCAAUACCUGACAGAAGAGAAGACAUGUAAAGAAGAUGGGUACCACAAAUGUUGUAUCAACUGGCAACAAAUUCAGAAGUGAAAAGUGACACAGUACAUUUAUUCACAAGUUACAAAUAAAUUUGAGCUAUUUGUACUUUUAAUAUUUCAGUGUAGUGAAUAGUAUUUAUUAAAAAGUCAAGCCAACAAAUGUGAUAAGUGUUACAUAUCUCUGUCUUUUCAAGUAUAUCCAAUAUUUUCCAGGCUCUUUAAGAUUUCACUAGACGCUAUAGUUGGACCCGAUGAAGAAUUUGAACUAUUACUUCUCUGAGCUCCUUGAAAAUGCUGCAGAACUUCCUUUUACUAAGUCUAUAUUUAUCCUCUCUCCUGGCGAACUCACCAAAAAAGGCCACAGCAAAGCCCUCCAACACACAGCCCACACGUCCCAAACUGAAGUAGCCCAUUGCACUGGUAAUUGUUGUGGGGAUGCCUCCAAACACAGCAGAGCCCAGAUCACAUAUGGCCAGGUUAACCAGAGCGUAGCUGAGCGGUUGUCUCAGCUGUCUAUGUUUCACAGUCACCACGAUCACCAGAACGUUGAGGAUGAUCCCGGCCC
Xyrichtys novacula (pearly razorfish) is the source of this 45948-nucleotide messenger RNA. Lineage: Eukaryota; Metazoa; Chordata; Actinopteri; Labriformes; Labridae. The record is from the annotation of a GenBank genome assembly.